GGCCUGAAACUGGGCGUGUUUACUCGCGUGUAAAAAGGGCUGGCGUGGAAGGACCCUCUUUUUUUGUGAGGGGGGGGACGGGACACCAGCGGGGCUGCGACGGGGCUUCUCCCCCCACCCCACAUACUCACCCCCCUCACAGGUGUGCAAAGCGCCUCCCUCUCCUCUUGGCGUGGCUGCCCCGUUUUGAAGUGAAUACGGUUCCCCGGUAGGCAGUGAGGGGAUGAUUUCUUUGGGGGGGGCGAUUAAAAAAAUAAAAUUGCAAGUGCGAAGUUAAGGGGGGGCGCGCGGGAAGAAGCCAACGGCCCCCCUCACAAGGCUCCUCUGGGCCAGGCGCCCUCAUUGGCCUCGCCAGCGGCCCUGCUGGCCCAAGUUCCCGCGCUUUUCUCCUCAGGGGAAGCCGCGCGCCGCCUCUUCCUCGGUCGCCUCCCUCAGGCGGCGGCUCUGGCGGCCCAUUGCCGGGGCCGGCAAAGUCCCAUUGCAGCCGCUGGGGCUUACUCCCGAAUAGCCACGUUAAUAUCCCUGAGGGAGAGAGGGAGGAAAGCGGGUGUGGUGUUAAUGUGGCCGCAGCUACAUAUGGACGAGCUUUGAAGGCAAGCGAGCAUAAGCGGCUAGCCUGCCCAAAAAGGAAAAAAAAAGAGAGAGAGAGGCUUAUUCGGCUGCUGGCAGAGAAUAAGCGGCCAGGGCCACGGCCUGCAGUUGGCGAAGCCCAAUAGAGAUGCCAACUUUGCCAACCCCCUCAAAAAAAACCCACACCCCAAACACUUGGUAAAAUAAAAAUCUGGUCUGGUUCACUGAGCAGCAUUGGAUAUUGGAUGGCUCGUUCUGGUCAUAGAAUCAGUUGGAAAGGGAUCCCCAAGGGUCAUUAGUCCAACCCUCUGCAAUGCCGGAAUCUCAAAUUACUGUAUUUUUCGCCCUAUAGGAUGCACCGGCCCAUAGGACGCACCUAGUUUUUGGGGGGGGAAAUCAAGGAAAAAAUUUUUAUUUCCCCCCCAGGUUUGCGCAGCCAUCCCCAAGCUAGAAGAGGGAGACGGAGCCCCCCCCCCGCCAGCCUCCAGAUCAGGUCGGGGAAUAGCGGGGUGGCGGCACUGCGCCUCCCCGCUGUCCCCCGAGCUUUUGGGCUGCAGGCUGCUGCCUGCAAGCCUUGCGAGCCCGCGGGACAUCCCGCCGGGCUUGCAAGACUUGCGGAUAGCUUCCUGAAGCCUGGAGCAGAGGGGCCGGUGCGCACCGACCCUCUCGCUCUCCAGGCUUCAGCGAAGCCUGCAUUCGCCCCAUAGGACGCACACACAUUUCCCCUUCAUUUUUGGAGGGGAAAAAGUGUGUCCUAUAGGGCGAAAAAUACAGUAGUUCAUACAUGACAGGCGGCCACCCAACUUCUGCAUAAAAACCUCCCAAGGAAGGAGAAUCCGUCACCACUUUUAUUUCCCACAGUGACAUAGGAGCCAACUCCUAGGGGCCAAAAUAAGAUACUUGAGGGGUGGCCGUGGCCCCCAAAGUUAAUGGGCAUUGCCAUUCAAAUGGUGUGUGUGCGCGCUGUGUCAUGCAAUCAGUUGUGCAGGGCCGGGCUUACCUCCCCCCCCCGCCUGUAUUUUAUUCAAUGCUUGGAGGCAUUGUGGGGAAAUGUAAAUGGUGAUCCCCAGCUCUGCUGCUGCUUUCCAUUGCUGCCUGGGUAGCUUGCCAGGGUGUACUACUGACAAGAUAAUGUAUUGAUUCAGGAAGAUUUCACCCUGGGGUUUCCUCAGCCAGCAGUAUGGAGUGUUCUGUAGAACACUUCCUGCAGUAACCUGCAUUUCUCUGCACGGUGUAGGGGAGCAGACUUCCCCCUGCCAGAUUAUCUACUGGUUGUGUAUGGGACAGGGGAACCAUUCCACCCUUCCUCUGCCACCCUGCUCACUUGCUUGCAUGGAAUUAUUGGUUGUCUCUUGCUACUAGGCCAGGGGUCAGCAAUCUUUUUCAGCCGUGGGCUGGUCUACUGUCCCUGAUAUCAUGUGGUGGGCCGGACUAUAUUUUUUUGGGGGAAAUGAACGAAUUCCUAUGCCCCACAAAUAACCCAGAGCUGCACUUUAAAUAAAAGCACACAUUCUACCCAUGUAAAAACACCAGGCAGGCCCCACAAACAACCCAGAGCUGCAUUUUAAAUAAAAGGACACGUUCUACUCAUGUAAAAGCACGCUGAUUCCCGGACCGUCCAUGAGCUGGAUUUAGAAGGUGAUUGGGCCAGAUGUGGCCCACGGGCCUUAGGUUGUCUACCCCUGUACUAGACUAAUAUGACAUACAAGACUGCUAUAGGCCUAGUCAGACUUAGGGCUCCUGUACCCUUGUUAGGUGUAUAGAAGAGGGAAUUUCAUGACUGUGUAGGUUGUCACGAAAGGUUUUCAUAUACUGUACAGUAUAUACUUAAAUGCUGGCUCUUUAAGAGCUUGGAGGUGUUGCUUCAAGGCAAGUAGUGUGUGUCAUACUCAUUUCCUGCUCUCCAAGGAGCUUAUAUUUGCAGUCUUCGUGUACACGUCUGUCCUCUUGCAGACAUCUGUCCCACUGGUCUUGGAACUGUUUAAAAUGGUGAAUGAUAGCACACAUCAACAUAUAGUCAGCAGGAGCAUCAUUCCAUCUAAAGCUGAUUCUGCUGAUCUGGUGCCUGUCAGCUGGGCAGGGCAACAAGGCCACCCACAGUUAAGAGGAGAUACCUGCAUAGUUGGGAGUCCCCAGGUAUGUUGGAAAGUAGUAAGUUAGUAAAUUAAAAGAAAAACAGCCACUGAAAAUGGACUGGCACAUCAUGCUCAGUGGCUUUUAAAGUCAAAUGUUGAGAGAAAAUGGGGAUGUGAGGGAAUUACUUGAGCCCCUAAAAAGUUCAUUGUACCCUGGUGCUGGGGAAAAGGCUGCAAAGUUAAAGAACUUAUCUCCAUGCACUAUAUGGUGAGGUUUCAGGAGGAGAAAGGGUGCUGGUUCCCACACUAAAAGGCUCCCCUCUGCCUUCUAUAUAACACAUUCAGGUUCAGAAUCAGAACUGAGCACAAUGGGGGAGGGUUUUUUGGGGGGUAGGUAGCGAAGAUAGCUUUCCUUGCCACACUGUUACCAGUUUUAGCCUUUGCUAACAAGGCUCCUGUUCGAGGCUGGUUGUUAGGGGCUAGUGGGGAAUGUCCUGCAACAUUAAUAUGACAUAGGAAAGGAGAGCUGAAAUAUUGUAAAAUGUAAUGAAUGCUGUAAGUUAAUAAACUGCAUCCCAAGUGCAGCACUUUACAUUUAUCUCAUUUGCAAACAGGUGGAUGUGGGUGUGUUGUCAGCCUUUUGAGCAGUGGUGGUGGUGGGGGACUGCUCUUGUACUUUUAAUAACAACCUGACACAGUUAUUUAGUAAGUGAAACUUCUGUGGAUCGGCCUGCAAAGGAAGCAAAAAGACUAGAUAUAUCAACAAUUUCUUUAAUUUUGAAGACUAUUUAUAUUUGUAAUGUGUAACUUUUGGUAUAUUUUGCUGAUCUGCAGGUGCAAAGUAAGAUGCCUCAAUAAACAAAAUGAGCGCGUUUGGUGAUUUUGAUUCACAGAUUAAAGUUGAUGUCAAGAAUCGCUUCAGCAGAGGUAACCUUAAUGGUGUAAUUCAGUCUAUUAUUUUUGUUUUAGCUAAAGAUUAGUUUUCAGAAAGCAGAAACUCCAUUUCUUUAUUUUUAUGAUUAAAGAAUGAUAGAAUUGUUCCCUGAAUGUUGUGUGGUCAUUGUUUUUCCCCAUUUUGAUCUUUUGCAGUGUUUUGGGGUUUUAGUAUUUUCAAAUGUUCUGCUGGUGGCAGUGAUCCCUUCCAUAGUACAACAAUUAUUUAAGAGAAGUUUGGGAAGUUAUUAUCUUGCCAGCAACAGUAACAUUGUGAAGGGGUUUCUUAAAUUUUUCUCUCCCCCCACACAAAUUUUGUUGGCAAUAUACAGUACAGGCUGAUGAUUGAUCUGCCACUGCCAUCUUUUGGAUAGAAACAGAUUUGCUAAAUAAAUACUGCAGUUUUUGCCCUCUUGUGGACUGGCAUUUAUUUUAUUUUAUUUUAUUUUAUAAAAAACCCAAACACUGUAGUCCUUAAGCCACUUUUUCAUAAAGGAGAUUAUUUUAGAAAAAAUUGUUUCUCUAUUAUCCAUUAUUUUCCUUCAUUAUUUUUCUGCACAGAAAAUAUACUUUUGAAAUGUGGAUUUGAUGUACACUGUAUAAAUGGUUUAGUUAUAGUUUUAUCCUGAAUUAAUUAAAUCAUCUUUAAAUGGUCUUUUAUCUCAUAAUUCUUUUUCUAUCUCCAGAUCAUGGAGUUUUUAGAGAAUUUAUUUAGGAAAAUUAUUGUAACUGUAGAAAUAGUUUUACUGACAUGCUUAAUUCAUUUUGUAAUUAUCAGGUUUUAAAUCACUCAUUUUAAAGAAUAUUUUCAUGUAAGUGCAACUGAUGUUAGUGAGGAGAGUUAAGUUUGUCUUGCUGCUUCCAACUGAAAUUAAGGAGAUUUGAAACAUUUGGCUGGAAAGUACUUAGUCUGGAGUAGGUGUGUAGAUCUUAUUUUUUUAAAAAAAAAUUCUGCCUGCAGCAGGAAUUAGGGAUGGGUGCUAGAUCAGUAUAAUGACCUAAACUUGUUUGAAGUUCAUAUUGUCAUAUUGGUUUCAUAAUUUUUGACCUGGAAAUAUAUCAUGAAUCAUGGUGUGUGUUUGUCAUGCAGGGAAAAACGGUAAAGCCAGCCAAUGCCUCUACAUAGCUCCAUCCUUAUUUUAGACUUUGUGAUAUGUCAGUAUCUUGCAGUGUUUAGCUGGUGAUAUAUCAAGAUGUUGAAAACCAGAUAUCACCCAGCCCUAGCAGGAAUCCUACUGAAGUGAGGGAAAAGAAAACAAUACUGGGUUUAAAACAGCCUAAUAUUUUGUUAGCUACAGCGUCAAUGAAUUUGGUUGCCUAAGGACAGGAGCACACAUGGUGUUGAGAGCCUGCCUGUUUGACAGAAGAACCUCAGCCUAUAGUUGGGGAACCUGGGAAAAGUGGAAUGGCAUAAAAUGUCACUCAAGUGCUACAGGAGGAAGACAGCUCUUUUAACUCCACUGCCAAACAACUGAACGCCGUUUCACUAGUGCAGCUGCAUUGAUUAGUUGGGGAAGUGUGAAUGAAUAUCCUUCAGCCAAAUGUCAUUGUCCAUGUUUGAGGGGUGAACAUUGCCUGGCCAAUAGAGAUCAGGAAGCUUGUGAGAACUGUCCAAAUGCUGAAUCAUCCCAUUGCCACAGAUAUUUAUGAAGAAGUGCAAUGGCCUGUUUGCUUUUCUCCACUCCUUUGAGGCAAUGUGCCCCCCACCCUACCAUUCCAUUUUCUCUAACAUCUCACACCAGAUUAUGCAGUUGCCAGGAAACUGCCAUAGGCACUAGUCCAAAUUGUGCAACACUGCCAAAGGAGAGGUUAUGGCUUCAACCUGGGUGCUUUGUCCAGAUUUUAGCAUGUGCAGAUCCACAAGAACAUGGCAGAACUAGUUGCAACAAAAUAAUAGAGACAGGUCACCAACUUAAUAGGCUGAUGAUCACCAGCUUUUCAUUGCUCUAGAUUUUGCUUAUAUUCCCAUGCCACAAAGGAUAUGGCCACAAUCCAAAAUAAAUAGGUGCUGAGCUUGCCUGCUGAGGCUCAGAAAUACAAUCCCCAAGUGUAAAACUGCAGUAACUGUUGAAUGAGAAAGGGGGGAGGAUCCAUUGAUGGGAGAGAGAGAGAGAAUUUCUGGCAGCUGACAAUGGGCAUGGGCUGGAAAGAGGAAAGGCCAGCAAAUAAAUGUUGUUGUUAAUAUAAUAGUUCACUAGCUGCCUAAUACCAUCCAUCUGUACACAAUCUACAUCAAAUUGAAAACACACAAAUGUUAACACUACACUGCAUCUGGUUGAGUUUUGACCUAAUAUGUUGAGUGAGCUCAUUAUGGGUUGGUGCAUAUGCCCCCAAAGGUUAAUGCCCUCAGGCAUCCCUCAGAAGAGAUAACUAAGGUGGUAAAAGGAUGAGAAAUAAGACGACUGUCUUUACUGCUGGAACUGCCUGCGAAACUCAUGGCACUCAAAUAAGCAAGCCAGGAACACAAAAGUUAGCAGCCACAGAAGGUGGUGAACUCUUCUUCAUUGGAGUUUUUUAAACAAAAGUUGGAUGGCCAUCUAUGAGGGAUUCUUUAGCUAUGAUUCCUGCAUUGUAGGGGGUUGUGAUCCCCUCCAACUCCACAAUUCUUUGAUUCUAUGUGCAGUCUGUCCUAUUGGACUUGACAGUGCACCAGCCUUGUUCCUGUGUGGCCAGUAGCAGGUGCAUUUCCAAAGAAAGCCUUUGGCUUAACUCUAAAAGGAGAUAACAUCCAAAGAGAUAGUAAUUGUCUUAGGAGUGAGACUGCUCACUAAAGGGAGACCAAAUGUAGCAGUAGAAAUGGCUCAGAGACCGACCAUUUCCCCACAGUGUGCCACAGGAUUACAAAAAGGCAUUAAGAACUGAAACGCUGCAGUAUAGGAAUGCGGAAUACUUGUACUAUCUGUGCAAGUGCCUGUUGAAUCAGGCCAGUGGUCCAUCUAGUCCAGCAUCUUGUUCUCACAGCUGCCAACCAGGGGCACUGAGUUUUAUUCUUAAGGUUGAGUUUUAAGAAAGGUUUAAGAACCCUUUCAAAAAGAGAUCUAGACUGCAGCUUGUACCAGGUUCUGAAGAGCAGAACCUUUCUUGCUGACAGCAAGAUUGGUAUAGUGGAUAUAUCCUGUGUUCAUAUUUUGUAUGUGGCAGGGACUCUCUGAGCGUAGAAAACAUAAAAUUACUUAUCUAGGUCUUACUCAAAGGUUGAGGUGCAGUGAUUGGUCAAUCAUAACUCUAAGGUCAGGAUCCACCAGUAAAGAUGAAACAAAAGUUGUAUGAUAAUGCAGGUAUUUGGCAGAGAGUACAUCUUGCUUCAGGGACGCGGGUGGCGCUGUGGGUUAAACCACAGCGCCUAGGACUUGCCGAUCAGAAGGUCAGUGGUUCGAAUCCCCGCGACGGGGUGAGCUCCCAUUGCUCGGUCCCUGCUCCUGCCAACCUAGCAAUUCGAAAGCACGUCAAAGUGCAAGUAGAUAAAUAGGUACUGCUCCGUUGGGAAGGUAAACGGCGUUUCCUUGGGCUGCUCUGGUUCGCCAGAAGCAGCUUAGUCAUGCUGGCCACAUGACUCAGAAGCUGUACGCCGGCUCCCUUGGCCAAUAAAGCGAGAUGAGCGCCGCAACCCCAGAGUCGGCCAUGACUGGACCUAAUGGUCUGGGGUCCCUUUACCUUUACUUGACAUCUUGCUUUAGUUCCCUGACUGGCUAUAUAUUCACAUAUAGACUUGAGUAGGCUGCUAUUUCUUAGACUCAGUUCUUCCGUGGGGCAGCUAUUUAAUGACUUCAAACAAAUAUUGAAGGUGCUAUGUGUAAAUGCCAUUGGAUUGAGGAAACGUGUACAUCCAGGGGGACCUUGGACCCUUCUUUUAAGGAGUACCCAGCAAUAUAUACUAACACCCUUUUUAUUUUGGGUUGUUCCUGUACUCAAAGGAGGAACACUGUCUUGCAGGUGCAUAGUUAUCUAUCUUACCACUUCUGGCUUGAAUGCUUUUUAUUUUCUGGCUAUUUUCAGACACUACAAUGUAGACUUUACAUAGUAUUUAGUUGCUUAGUGUUAGGUUUUGGCAGCAUUGAUCUUGGCGGAUACCUAGAGGCGUCAGUUGCCUCUGAUCCUAGUAUAGCUCCUGCACUGAGAGGGAAGACUUCAAAUGUUGUACUUCAUUCUUGGCACUUUUUUCAUUCAGUUACAUAGUACUUUCCAUCUAUAAAUUUCAGUGGACUUCACUACUAUUAACAACUUAACAUUUAUUCUUCAAUAAAAUUUGCAUUUUAAUUAAAACAGUAUAUUUAUAAUAAACGAUUUUUUUUUGUUUUACUAUUUUGUUUUACUUUAUUUUGUCUCAAAUGCAUUUCUUGUGUUGUAGACUAGAGAUGCAUGUGUUGCAACCUUAGAAAAUUUGGCUUUCCCAUUUUCACUGCUUUUCAGAUUCUUUAUUCACAUUUUUAAUGUACAAAAACACAUGAAGCUGAUUCGUGUUCUUGGUAUUAAAGGAAGCUCAGUCUACAUGUUAAUAUAUCGUUUCGAUUUUAUGUUCUUUCCUAUGCAUCAUAAAGUGCUUUAAAAUAAACUGGAAUGUGAUAAAGGAGACCCCAUCAAAGGAAUGGUUUUCUUUGCUUUUAAUUUUGAGGAUUAUUAUUUUCUUACUACUGUCACUCUGAAGAUGCUUACUUUGUGGACUCUUUUCUGUAAAGUUUGAAAAACUUCAUUUGCUGAUUUAAUUUAGUGUGCUCCUCUGUAUCCUCUCUUACUGACUCAAGGCUUUUACAAUAUCUGAGGUUACAGAUAGUCUCUGUAUCCUAUGCAACCCAUGAUUGUAGCUUUUGGGUGUACUGUAGGGAACUGCCUUUAAAACAUGACAAAAGUUACUGACUAUAAUGUUACAAUUCAGACACUAAUCCAGAUAGCUUACUUGAUGGAAUAAAGUUAAUCCGUUCCAUGUUAGAAAUGCUGCUUACAGCCUCUGAAGGAUGUAACAAAUACCCCAUGCCUAAACUCCACAGGGUUCCCAACUUCCUAAAAGUAUAGAACAACAAGCACUUGACUGGGUGGUUCUGAGGCAGGAGCAAGGCUUUAUUUUGUUCUCUCCCCGAAAGCAGCUGGAGUAAGUGGAGGAGAAUUAUAAUUGUCUAGAACUCCUCAGUCAGUGGUAAUUUUGGAGCAGCAUGAAAUGUAAUAGGAAGACAGACUCAACGGUCACAGUUAAUAUGGGGGAGGAGAGGAGUCUACCCUUGCAGUAGUGUAGGCAUUAAUUGGAGGAACUUAAUUGUAACUGAAAAUAAACCAGAGGGAAUAGUAUUUCAUUGUCAAUGGCAAAGGUUACGUGACCUUUCCCAUCUAUAAUAUAUGCUAACAAACUCGGUUAAGGUCUAAUGUGUCAGGCAACCUGAUCCUAUGGUGCCUUUUUCAGCUGCUGCUGGGGCAGCACAAGCAGGAUUCUAUUGUUUUCAUGCUCAGCAUCUGUGUGGUACAUCAAGUCAGUCUUCACAGUCUUGCUUUCGUUUGGAAGACUGAAAAGGCCUUUUCAAGAGAACUAUUCUAGCUCUGUUUGCACCUUCAAAACAUGUUCACUGAAUACAGGGGACGUGGGAUUCCGUGCUUGCCAUCUCGGCUCCCAAGCUCCAUAAGCAGAAGGUAUGAGUUAGGCCCCAUAUACAUUUAACAGUACAGGAGUGGACUCAGUACAGAUUGAGGUUGAAUCCUGACAAGACAGAAGUACUGUUUUGGGGGGACAGGAGGUGGGCAGGUGUGGAGGACUCCCUGGUCCUGAAUGGGGUAACUGUGCCCCUGAAGGACCAGGUGUGCAGCCUGGAAGUCAUUUUGAACUCACAGCUGUCCAUGGAGGCGCAGGUCAAUUCUGUGUCCAGGGCAGCUGUUUACCAGCUCCAUCUGGUAUGCAGGCUAAGACCCUAUCUGUCUCACGAGAGUGGUGCAUGCUCUAGUUAUCUCUUGCUUGGACUACUGCAAUACGCUCUAUGUGGGGCUACCUUUGAAGGUGACCCGGAAACUACAACUAAUCCAGAAUGCGGCAGCUGGACUGGUGACUGGGAGCGGCCGCCGAGACCACAUAACACCGGUCUUAAAAGACCUACAUUGGCUCCCAGUACGUUUCCAAGCACAAUUCAAAGUGUUGGUGCUGACCUUUAAAGCCCUAAACGGCCUUGGUCCAGUAUACCUGAAGGAGCGUCUCCACCCCCAUAGUUCUGCCUGGACACUGAGGUCCAGUGCCGAGGGCCUUCUAGUAGUUACCUCGCUGCGAGAAGCCAAGUUACAGGGAACCAGGCAGAGGGCCUUCUCGGUAGUGGCACCCCCCUCCCAUGGAAUGCUCUCCCACCAGAUGUCAAAGAGAAUAACAACUAACAGACUUUUAGAAGACAUCUGAAGGCAGCCCUGUUUAGGGAAGCUUUUAAUGUUUAACAGACUACUGUGUUUUAAUAUUUUGUUGGGCGGGGUAAAAAUUAAUUAUUAUGAUUAUUAUUAUUAUUAUUAUACACACAAUUGGGAUCUCCUGUCUUUUGAUUUGUGCUCUGCAAAUAACAUGGAUACUGUUCUGAAAUAUUUUAUCACUCUUAAGUUAUUAAAGGCAUUUUGCUAUUUUUAAUCUUAUAGAAAUUAUUAAGCAAAGAUCAAUCUUCAUUCCUCUCCCUCCCUCCCUCCUUCCCUCUCCCUCACUGCUUUCUUCCAGUUGUGAUGUUUUGUUUUUUCAUAGUUCAAGAGGAGGUAGAAAAUUGCUUCCCAUUCCCUAUUCCCAAUCACCCUUCUCAAUUGGUUUUUUGCCAGAAUUCACUCAAUGGACCUAUUUUUUAAAAGAUUUGAAUGGGAAAUCAGCUUAGGGGUGUGGAUUUGGAGUAGGGAAAUGGUGGUGUUUCCCCAACUGUUUCUCUGUUCAAAAUCACUUGCAAAGCUUUUUUGUUUAAUCAAAAUACAGUUUUCUUUGACACAAGCUUGCAUGUAGUGUGUAGUUUGCCAGACUAAAUUAGAAUGCUAACUCUCUGAAAAUUGGGUGGGGGUGGGGGGGUGGGGACGACACCUUGAGUGUUGGGAUUUCUGAAACUAGUCUUUAAACUAGUCUUUAAAGAAUUUAAAGACUUUGUAGUUCAGAUGGUCUCUUUCAUUUGAGUGCCAUCAAGGUUGAGUGGAGUUUGUUUUAAGCAGUGUGCUGCUUAAACAGCCUGUAGGCAUAGUGUUGAGUUCCUUCCUUGAUUUCACUUAGUUUUGGUAAUGCAGAAAUUCUUUUCUUCCCUCUAGGGAAGUGGCAGACUUCUUUGAGAGGUAUACAUGGAAUGAGUGAAAUCAUUGCUUUUCUUGGCCUCUUGGGAAGUAUAUAGGUAUAUUAGAAAGUUAUAAUGAAGAAAUGGAAAAAGGGAUUUCCUCAUUGGUUUCCAUGUUCAUUUACUACUAAGAUGUCAUAUACAGUAAAGUGCAUUUUAAGUCUCUUUUUGCCAACUAUCCAGAAGCUGUUUGUGAAUAUGGCCUUAUUUUCAAAAGUAAGUCAUAGUUCCCUUGGGUCUCUUGCUUUUUGUUUUUUUAAUUUAUCGUUGCAAGACCUUAGACUCUCUGGUGCUAACAGAACUGGUAUUGAUAGUAAAUAUAAUUUACUGUUUGGAUAUCUGUUUAAGUUGCCUUAAACCUCAGCACAUAGCAAAUUCAAGUGGAGCACUUAGCAUGAGAAUUCCUGUGGUAAAUAACUUUGUAAAGCACCAUGUGCAGUGAUAGAAAUGCUCUGUCUUUCCCUCUCUAAAGCACACACAUACGCCUUCUUUAUGAAAAAGACAAUGAGUGGCAUUCAACUAAGUUUACUCAGAGUAGACAUAUUGAAAUUAAUUCACCCAACUUAGUCAUAUUAAUUUCAGUGCGCCUUCUCAGAGUAAAACUCAGUUCACUACUAUCCCAUGUUAAUUUUUAAUAUGUUAAUUUUUUUAGAUUUCACCUGUAGCAAAGGAGGGUAUCUGAUAGCUCCCUUGUUGAGAAUAUAUAAAGGAAAAGUUUUUACAGGUGAUGGAUAGUUUAAGCUCUCUGAGGUGAUAGAAAAUACAUUUUUGAGAACAUUACUGUGCAUCCUCUGUGGUGCUUAGUUGAAUACCAAAGUUUGGAUUCUCAGCCCUAAAGUUCAGGUGCAUAAAACUGACAGUGUCAAAUGACAGACUCCUUAAAAAUGCCUAGUGGAGCAGCUGCAAAUUAGUAGCAGAGCUAAACAAUGCAAAUCUCUAAUGGCUAAUUAACAUAUUUCCCUGGACCAGUUGCAGAUUACUGAGACUGUUGAGAGACAGGUAAAAGAUCACAUUUGGAGAAUAUGUUUACUAAAACAUGGAGGUCAUAAUGCUAAACCGAUUUUCACUAUAGUGUUGCUUUUUAUAUAAAGCAUCGACAUCCUCUUUAUAUGGCUGAAAUGCUAGCGUAAGAUGUUCUUAAUGUUAUUCAUUCAGAUUUUCUGGAUAAUUGAAAAGCCAACUGUGUUUGGGCUUAUUAGCCUUCUUCAGUGGCCUUGGCUUUUUUCAGCAUCCUUUAUGCUGAGUUCAGAUUAUCCAAAAACACACACAUUCCUUUGGGGAAAAUAUGUGUAAUGAAAAACCAAAUCAGCCAAUUUUUUUUGAAUUGUUAAACUAAAAGCUAUCUUCUGCUCACCAAAUUAUAUCCCAAUAUCACCCUUGCUUGUGUCAAGAUCAAAAGUAAUUAUAUCCAGAUUGCAAGAAUUUGCAAUCAUCUGUUAAAAAAACAACAUCUAAUCUUAUCUCAAUUUAUAAAUGUAUAUAUUUGCUAAUGUAAAAUUGUAGGACUCAGUGGUUAUUAGUUGUUUCUGUGAACUCGUGUAAAAUUAUAUGCUAUUAAAGUACCAAAAUAAUUCCAUUGUACACCUGACCUUACAGUGUUAAUCAAGUUUCUUGCUCUAUUCCAUAGAUUCAUAUAAUUUCCAUGUAUUCUGUAAAGACUCCCAGUGACAGCAAUAAUCAAUAUUCCAUUCACAUAUAUCUUAAUACAGUGUAAUAGCCAUAAUGGCAAGAAGUGCGGCAUAACUCCUUGGAAGAUUAUAUCUUUGAAUUAUAAAAUAACAGAUAUCCAUUCUUUAUCCUCAUUAAGUCCAUAGAGCCAGCCACCUGACCUUCCUUUUUCAAUGUGCAUAUAAUUGUUUCCCUGACCACAAGAAAGAUUAAGCUCAUGAUAGGAGAACACAAAAGUUGUAUUAGGACCCAGAGGCUUCAUGCACCAUUGGUUAUACAUUUUAUAGAACACUGUGUUAAAUCUCUAAAAUUUUGUUGCAUUAAGAAGGUAAGAAUUUGAAGGUCUAGUUUUAACUAAUUCACUUCAGUUAGAGGAACUGCUUGAGACACAUCUAAAGGAUUGUUUUACUUGUGAAGAGUUUAUGGUCUACAUAUUACACCUGUGCACUAGUUGUGCUUCUGAUUGAUGCAGUUUUGAUAUUAUUCAUGGUGCAUUUUGUUCUUUGCAAGGAAUCAUAGAAUCAGGGCUGUUUUUCUAGAAAAAGAGGUGCUUCUCUUAUGCCACCACCCUUCGUCGCACCAAUUGCCACCUGCAGCCUCCAUCGCACAAAGCACCAUGUUUUAUAGGAUAAAUAAGUAUGCUUUUUGUUCUUCACUGCUGCAAUGGCCCUUAAGCAACUGAAUGCUCAUUAUCUUUUUUCCCUCCAAUAAUUGACUAAUAAAGAAUAGGAACUAUAGUUUGACUUAAUCCAGAUCCAUAAAAAACUUUAAUAGUAAUUGCAAUGAAAACAACAUGGCCUUUGUGUAUACUUCCUUUGAUAUAUAUAUAUAAUGCAGACAUUAUUUGAACACUAGCCACCAAGUUGAAUUGUUGCUUUCCCCACUUUGAGUAGUAUCCAAAUUCAUAAAAGUGUAUGGAAAAAUACUGUUUUCUGUUAUUGUUGUUUCUCUACCUCUAAAAAAAACUCAGCCAACGUCAAGAUUGGCAACUACAUAUAGGUUGCUAAGUAAGGUGUUGCUUUCUAUUUCUUUUUCUGGCAGCAACAAAUUUUUGAAUAUAAAUAUUCCCUUCUCCUGUUGAUUCACCAGGGCUGUCUACAAAUCAUGCCUCGCACCUAAUGAAACUGGUACAAUGUGACAGACAGCUGAGCUAGACCAGAAUCUGGUGGUGUGAUACUUUGAAACUCCAGCAGGGUUCUGGAGCUCCUCUCUCAUUGACUAUGAAGACAGCUAGCCAGUGGGGGGUGGAGACAGCACUUUUUCUGUUUCUAAGAGAGUGUUCAGAUAGGGAGAUAGUUUGAGGAGAAGAGCUAGAGAGAGCGAGAGCUGGAGAGUUGGUUCUGAUCUGUGUGUAACAUCCACUCUGAGGAAAAUGUCUACAGCUAGAGAAAGGAGUCUCUGAGCUUAGAAAGAAAUACAGUGUUUAGUGUCUUGUUGUAUUUGUAAUAAAUCUUUCUUAUUUGUUCAAUUUCUGCCUGACUCUCCACGUAUCAAAGUUUAACCUCACACAAAAAGAUAACCUGUGGUGACUAUAGGGUACAGUAUAUGGAGGGGGGGUUCACCUCAUAGGAUGUGGAACCCUGCCCUAGUUCUCUUGUCCCUUUGAUCUUGUCCCUACUCCUAAUAGCCAAAAAGCUAGAGAGCAUAAAGUUUAUGCACCCCACUUCCCCACUACCCCAGGUAGGAAUCUAGGGAGGUAGUGUUGUCUGCACCUGGGUCAUGACACCCAGGUAUCAACAGCAGUAAUCUAUAAAGAAGUAUUGGUUUGCCCCCAAAGCAUGCUCUUCAGUCACUGCUUCUUCUAAGCCAGAGGUCAGCAACCUAAGGCCCAUGGGCUGGAAGCAGUCCAUGAGGGUUGCUUAGCUGGCCCAUGAGCUGCCCCCGAACCGAGCUGUGUGCUGCACUAAAUCAGCAAGGCGCGGGGACUCUCUUCUGCGGCUCCGGAAAUCACUUCUGUGCAUGCCCAGACACAAAAAAUUGCUUCUGUGCAGGUGCGAUUUUUGGCAUCUGGGCAUGCAUAGAAGUGAUUUCUUGCGCUGCGGACAUGCGCAGAUGUGAUUUUGGGUGUUGUCCGGUAAGCCUUGCUGACCCCUGUUCUAAGCAGUGUUUGAGAACUGUGAUCAGAUCUCCUGUAUCUUUAGUUAGGCACCUCCAAUUCACCUCUGAGAUUGGGAUGUUAGGGAGGGCUUUGUUAAGUUUUUCCCCAGUGUAAAUAUCAUCAUGCCCCUUAAGCUCCUAGUUUCUUGGUUAGGGAAAAUCAUUUUAUCCAUAAGUUUUCUAUAAAAAAGCAAAUGGCACCUGAGUGGAUGGGUAUCUGCAAGAGUGAAUAGAUUUUAAAAGACCCACGAGCCCCAAGUAUGAUGGCCCCAAUGUGAAUUGGAGGGCCCUGUUUACUUUUUUUUUAAGAGCUAGGAGCUCUCAGGCAACUGGCUCUCAGGUUUCUCAUUUAAUUUGCUUUUCAGAUUUUUCCAUCUUGCUACUUAAAAUGCAACUCCAAGCUCCUUUUCUUUGCCACACAUACAUACCACAUUAAUUUGUCUUGAGUCAUACCUUGAUUUGUAUACAUGCCCUCGCUAGUAGUAGCAGUAGUAGUAAUACAGUAGUCUACACCUUAACGAGUGUAGACUACUGUACUACUACACCUUAUACAACUGGCAGAGUAUUCGUCGGCCCUGUAUCCUUGGUAAAUACAAUAAAUUUCCACCAUGUGGCAUAGUUUUUUUGUGGUUUUUCUGCAAUACAGAUUUUAGUUCCAAUGGCAUGAACAAUCUUUGUCACUUUCUGGCUCACAUCUUAGAAGUUUUUUUGGCUUAGCGUUAGCUGUGAUCUUGAUCUUACGUGUUGGAGAAACUUGGCUGUCAUGAACCAAAUGGCAACUUGUUGGGGGAUCCUCACAUCAUGGGUGUAGCCAAGGGGGGCAGCUGACCCCCCUAGAUCAAGUAAAACAAUAAAAAUACUUAACUAACUCACCAAUCACAUCAGUUCUGCCCCUCUCACAAAGUCCUUGCCCCCCCAUACAAAGUCCUGCCCCACAACAAAAAUCCUGAGUAUUCCCACAUCUCACAUCACCAUCAUAUAAACAAAUAAAUCUGCCCUAGGGGGGCAUGGAAAGUGAAUUUAUUAUUAUUAAUUUAUUUAUUGAGCUUAUAUACCAUCUUAUACCCGGAGGUCUCAGGGUGGUUCACAGAAUAAAAUCAAAAUAUAAGACCACAAAAUACAUAAUCAAAAUAAAAACUACCCAAUAACACCCUGCUCCCCUCAAAAACCCACAUUUUGAAAGGGAAUAGGAUGUCAAUCAAAUCAACCAAAGGCUUGGUUAAAAAGGAACGUUUUUGCCUGGCACCUAAAGGUGUAGAAUGAAGGUGCCAGGCGAACUUCUCUGGGAAGAGCAUUCCACAGAAGGGGAGCCACAGCAGAGAAGGGCUGUUCUCAUAUUACCACCCUCCGGGCCUCUUGAGGAGGAGGUAGAUGAAGAAGGGCCUCACUCAGAAGAUGAUCUCAGGGUCCGGGUACGUUUAUAUGGAAAGAAGCGGUCCUUGAGGUGUUCCGAGCCAUUAAAGGCUUUAUAGGUCAAAAUCAGCACUUUGAAUAGGUUAUUGCAGUUUCUAGGAAGAAAAAGGAUAACCUGCCUUCUCUCCAUGUGAAACAUUUAAUUUGUGGUUGAAUUCUGAUGUGGUCAUAGAACAUUCAGAUAUGUAUCUUACAUGGAAAGUUGUGAUUUAUGAUAUUUUAAAAGACUUCUGAUUUGUGAAUUCUGGGAAUUAACAGUAUUGCUCUUGUUCCAAACAUGUGGUUUCUGGGUGAAGUAUUGCAGCCCAAGGGUGUCUUAAGUUUAAAAAGUAGAAUUCGGACUGUGCAUUUGUUUCCCAAAGGUUACAGUUUGUACAUGCCUCUGUGUGUGUCUGUUUCCUUAACUAUUCAUACCAGAAUGCUGUUUCACUGCUGGUUUAGCAAAUUAUUGAUUAGAAAAUAGUAAAAAUGCAGGAACAUGAUAACAGUUUUUUUUAAUAUAUUGUGAUGAUUCUUCUUCUUCCACUUCUACACAGAAAUGUAGAAAUGUUCCAUUUUAGGAGCCAAUAGAUUCACAUGCAUCAUGCAAACUGCAAAUAUUUUUAAUCAUGUACCUCAUCAUGUAUUAAAUGUUAGCAAAGUGUUACUGGUUUUUUAUCACAGAAGAGCUUUCUCAUACUUCUUUUUAACUAUCAAGGUGAGGGGAUGGCCAAAGAUACUACAGUCACUAAAUUCAGCUUCGAGUUUUGGCUGCACAAGACUAUUGAAUGGGGUCAGACAAGCACUUCAGAAUCUCAGCAAGAUGUCUGCCUUCACUUGCCUGAAUUACAGGAAUUUCUACUACAGAUUUAUGGAGCUUUGAAACAUAUGGUAAGUGAAUUAACUGGAAGAAUGAACUGUUUUGAAGACUGUUACAGAAACGUUCUGCACCCCACAUUUUGACAAGACAGAAAGCUAACAGUAGCAGAGAGCCUUGUAGCAUUGACCUAAUGUAUUGCUGGAUCACAGAAGCAAAUUGGUGAAACAGCCACAGGUAAUGCAAACAGGAAUGUGUUUCCUGUGUUCCUGAUUUAUUGUGAAAGGAGCUUUUUCUUUUUGAUUGGUUAUGUUCUCACAUGAGAUUUCCUACUCAACACAGUAACCUUUUUUAAAAAUACUUUAAAAUAAACAAGUAUUUGAUUCUGGUUUUCAGGUCAUAAAUUGGAUUAUUUAAAGACUCUUAACAUGCAAUACUAUAACUUAUCUCUUAAAUCUUAAGAAGUCUGCUGACACAGUAACCCUACUGAUGUGGCAUUCAAAGAAAUGUCAGGCCACCAUCGUUGGAUCACAAGCAAAUAUUUCUUAUUUCUAGUUGCGCCUGUGCAAAAUUCGUAUUGCCCUGGAAUUCCUUACCAUUUUUUUAGAAGACAAUUUAUUAGUCAUUGGGGCAUUUUGCUAUAUCUGUAUGCAUGAAAAUGUAUUUUACUGCUACAGCAUUUAGCCUACAUUACUAGUAUAAAAGAUGAGAAAAAUGUUUAUAGAUAAUUGUCAAAUAUCUGAUGGACUAUAGAAAAAUAAACUAUAGACCAGUGAUGAAUUACAUUAUGUGUUUGUGAAACUGAUUCCCACCCCCUGAAAUGCCUAAUUAUAAUGAAUGUCUUGUGAAACUUGGCCACAGAUUCAUUUUAUGUAUUUGCCCAAUAUUCAUUUAUUUGUUUGUUGAAUUUAUAUUCUACCUUUCUACAAAAUCUUGCUCAAGCCUAGCUCCAAUUAUGGGAUGAAUCUGAAACAUUCAUUGCAGCAGCUUGUGACAAUUUUCUUUUCUGCUACUUAUAUGUUAUCUUAGGUUAGUACCAUUUUAAAAGCCUCUGUUUAUUAGACAGUAAAACUACAAAAAUGGAAAAAAUGGACUGAUUGCGUAAGAAUGUUUAUAAACUACACCAUGCAUUACUUUUAUAGCAAAGCUGCUUUCCAUUUGGUUAAACGUUGUUUAGGUUUUGUAGCUUUAGUGUCUGUUAAAUUUCAGGUUAUAACUGACUUAAGUAUGAUGUCAUGUAGAAUAUAGCAAACAGUAACAGAAACUUCAUGACUUCUUUGUACUGUAGUUUCUACUCAAUCCUUCGUAUAAUCCAUAGUAUGAUGUAAGAGGCAUGACAUUUUGAAUAAUUUGUUAUUUUUAUUUAUUUGACUUAAUCCAUCCCAUCUUGAAAGCUAGGGAAAAUAGCAAUAUAUCAAAACCAUGUGUUAAUUUUUAAUUUCUUUUUCUUCAUGUAACAACUAUUAAAACUGCACGCUUUAUAAGCAUCAUCCUAGCCACACACAGAAAGUGGGCUAAAUAGAAAGGUCUUGCAAUAUUUAUUAAAGAAGUUUGAUCUAUGAUGAGGAAUUAUUGCCAGUUUUGGAAAGGAAGCCACCAAACCCACCUCUUUUUGCCCUCAGGCAGGCCAGGUGCAAGUCUCCAGCCCUGUAUUGCAGCCUUCAAUGUGUUCUUGCACUUUCAGGCAUACAGGAAGCUUUAAUGCAGGAAGCUGGUGGACUAUGUUGUAUGUUGAUACACCCAGAGGGUACUCUCGGUCAACUACAGAUUAUGUUUGAGUGUCAUGAACAUGUGAUUAUCUCACGUUACAUGUGGAUUUCAUGCUUUCUAACCUUGAGUUGUAUGAGGUUUUUGUGUCCUAAAACAGGGAUAGGGAUUCUGUGGCCCUUCAGAUGUUGCUGGACUACAGCUUGCAUAAUCUGACCACUGACCAUGUUAGUUGGGGCUGCUGGUAGGUGGACUUCAACCAUAUCUGGAAGGCCACUGAAUCUCCAUCACUGUUCUUGUUACUGUCUCACAUGUUUUUAACUGCAUCUUGCAAGAAAGAAUACUGAAGUGAGUAGUGUUUGGCCAGCAGUUUCUAUGCAGGAUAGGGGAGGGGCACAUUGUCCACAUGCUCUCCACCCCCCCCCCCAGUGUAUGGUGGGAGCUUAACCUAUUUUGAAUUUGCAUUUGUGUCCCGCAAAGUUUCUCCAUUAUGGUCAGUGCAAUCUUAAAAGUGCCGUCCAAAGAUGUUAUUUUUAUUCCAGACUAUCCCUAUAAUUAAGGGAAACAAGAUUUUCAAAGAAUGGCAAUAAGCAAUUUCAAGAUAUAUUUGGGAGGGCAAAAAGCCGAGAAUUCAGUUUAAGUUAUUAACAGAUGCGAAAGAAAGAGGAGGCUUUGCCCUGCCGGACUUGAAAUUAUAUUAUGAGGCAUCUUGCCUUUGCUGGUUAAAAGACUGGAUAAAACUAGAAAAUAAGGAACUGUUAGAUUUAGAGGGGUUUGAUAACAGAUUUGGGUGGCACGCGUAUUUAUGGUAUGAGAAAAAGAAAAUCCAUAAAGGUUUUGAGAGCCACAUCUUCAGAGGUCCUUUGAUUGAAGUAUGGGAUAGGUACAAAAACCUAUUAGAACCUAAAGUACCACACUGGUUAUCUCCGUUAGAAGUCAUGAGUGUAAAGAAAAUUAAUAUGAGAGGCAAUUGGAUCACAUAUGGUCAACUGCUAUUUAAAGAAAGGGGUAAAUGGAAAAUGAAACCAUACGAACAAGUUAAAGAACAUGUAUAUGAUUGGUUGCAUUAUUUUCAAAUAAAUGAAAUGUUUAGGAAAGAUAUCAAAGAGGGUGGUUAUGCUGAUAAAGAUUCAAAAUUUCAGACUGAAAUAAUAAAUAAUGAUUACAAAAUUCUAUCCAAAAUGUACAAGCUGUUGUUAGAAUGGAAUUUAAAAGAUGAGGAAGUUAAGUCGGUAAUGAUACACUGGGCCAGAGAUGUUGGAUAUAAUAUACAAUUUGAGGAUUGGGAAAAACUAUGGAAAGAAAAUCUAAAAUUUACAGCAUGUAUGACAUUAAAAGAGAAUGUUAUGAAAAUGUUUUAUAGAUGGUAUAUAACACCGGUGAAAUUAGCAAAAAUGUAUAAGACAUGUAAUAAGUGUUGGAAAUGUAAAGAUAAAGAAGGUUCUUUUUAUCAUAUGUGGUGGGAAUGUAAGAAAGUGAAAGGCUUCUGGGAAAGGAUAUAUAAUGAAUUGAAGAAGAUUCUAAAAUAUACAUUUACAAAGAAACCUGAAGCCUUUCUGUUAGGAAUAUUAGAAAAUGAGAUAAAGAGAAAAGACUGUAAAUUUUUCCAAUAUGCAGUGACUGCAGCAAGAGUGUUACUGGCUCAGAAAUGGAAACAACAGGAAAUACCGACAGUGGAAGAAUGGAGAAUGAAGCUGUUAGACUAUGCUGAGUUGGAUAAAUUGACUGGGAAAAUUAGAUACCUGAGAGACCAAAAGUUCAUCGAGGACUGGGGGAAAUUUGUGGAAUAUCUGGAAAGUAUAAGUGAGGGACAGAUAACGCUAGAGGGGUUUAAAAAAGCACUGUGAAAAACUAAGAAGUAUUGUUUAAAGAGAAAGGAAACUAAGGGUAUAAAUAAUGACAAUAUAAAUUACGAAAUGCGCACUUAAAAUAAUGACUAUGGAUGAUUUACGGAGAAGCUGAAGGAAGUCCAGAAAAGAAGCAAUUUGUGAAAAUUGGAUGUGAAAAUUUUAUGUAUGUUUUGUUUUGUUGUAAAUUAAUAAAAAAAAUUAUGAAAAAAAAAAGUGCCAUCUUUGUGGAAGCAUCUGCAGAGUUCUUAGGGUGAGCUCAACAAUGAUGGAAUACAAGCUUAGUCUUUGAAGAGGCUCUGCUCUACAGAUACUUUCUCCAAAUCCCUCUUAUUUUGGGCCCCCAAUACAUUUUGACAUGCAAUAUUUUUGGUUUACUAUUCCCUUUAAUUUCAGAACUGUACUAGUUCAAUCCAAGAGUUUCCACUAAUUGGUCAAUUAUUGGGAAGACUUUGUUGGAACCCCUUUGUCAUUGGCUAUGGUGAGUUUUUGAAGUCAGCUUUGUGAAAUAAAAAUAUUUGUUUUUUUAUUUUGUUAGUUAUUGGAAUAUUGACUGUUGGACUCUAACUCGCAUCAGCCCCAGCUGGUAUUGGCAGUGGUCAGGGAUGAUGAGUGUAGUUAUCAAACAACACCUGGAGGGCCACAGGUUCUCCAUCCCUGCACUAAAAUAAUAAUACCUUAAGUGAUACAAUAUUUUUAAAAAGAUCUUAUUGUCCUCCUAUCCACUUGCAGUUAGAAUGUCUUAACUCCUAUUGAAACCACCGAGACUUGAGUUGUAUUUUCUGGAACACAUGAAGCUAUCUUUAUGCUGAACCAUAGUUAAAAUAGACUGUGGUUUAAUGUGAACUAGCAAAUGCAAAAGACUAUUCUCAUGUUCUCUAAAAGGGUCAUUUAUCACAACUUUUGAUACCAAGGGUCUGUUGAAAAUUGUCUAGAGCAGGAUUUCCCAAACUUAGGUCUCCAGCUGUUUUUGCACUACAACUCCCAUCAUCCCUAGCUAGCAGGACUAGUGUUCAAAGUUGAUGGGAUUUGUAGUCCAAAACCAGCUGGAGACCCAAGUUUAGGAAACCCUAGACUAGAGGAUUUUGUUGUUCAGCUGUUACUAAAUAUACAGGAAUAAAUAUGAUACAUGUUUUCAAGAAUAACUCUUUGAAAGCACCAUUAAAGCUAGUAAAGCUAGUUUGGGGAUCCAUCACGUCACUAUCUUGUUACCGCAUACAUUACAGCAUAAACAUUUCCCCCAAAACACUCUGACAACUGCCCAAGACCACCAGAAAUGAAAUUAUGAACCCUUUCCCUCUCCACCAGUUACAUCUGUUGAAGCUGCUAAUAUGAGAUAAACCUAAUAUGCGAUAACAGGUACCACCUGUGAACUCGUUUGAAAGCAAUAAAAUGAUUUUGGGCAGAAUUGUUGUAUUUACUGCCAUAAUGUGGUCCAGCCAUAAUCUACCCCACCUCCUGUGCUUUAGGUUCUGUUUAACUUUCUUCAUCACUCACCCUUAAUUAAGCAUCCUUAGAUAGCAUAUAAAUACCUGAGAACUUGGUCUAAGUUACUUCAUAGAUUUAUGUGUACUGACAGUCCCAGAAGCAUCUUAAUAUUUUACUGAAUGGCUAGGUUUAUGCCCAGAGUACUUCUGAUUUUAGAUAAUUGAGUUGCAAAUUGGCUAUAAAUUUGCUGGCUCUGACCAUACGUUAGUUGUAGGUGAUAGUAGCAAGACUAUUGUUUCAUCAUUGUACAAUCUAAUGACUUGAAUAAUUUCAUUAAUUUUAACAUCCUUUACUAUGCAACACAUUAGCUAGUGGCUCUUUAGAAAUUGCAAAGAGCAAUGGAAAUAGUGGGCUCUCUGGUUUUGUUCCCUCAUUAAAAUUAUUUACCCCUAUUAAAUGCAUUCAUUCUAAUUACGGCUGUGAAGGCUUGGUGAAAUUGAGCAAUAAUUUUAAUAAAUAUCUAUCCCAUAUUCAUUUUUUUCUAACUUUUUUUUCUAAGACGGCCCAUUAUAACCUGCUGUAGUCCUUACAGGCACCAAGAGCCGAGAUUGAAAGUUGUCUUUUAGUAGCCCUACUAAGAUGUUUUGCAUUUAGAAGCUGUCUGGCUGGAGUAUAAAGUUAUCUACAUGGCAGAAAGCCAGCUUGGUCUGACUUGAUAUAGCUUGUAAUAAAAAACAUUAUGCUGGACCGUUUAUAUGAUGAGUUAAUCAUUCUCCCAUAGUUCAGGGACUGCUGUUAGCACGGAGGUCCUCAAUAUAUUAGGAAUUCUGCCCCUUCCCCUUCCAGUAUGUCAUUGAAAAGCAUUGCUAAAAACAAUAUUAACAGGUUCCUACAUUGUUUAAACCAUUAUUAUAUGGGAUGAAUGGAAUUACUUUGAAUAUAUAUAUAUAUAUAUAUAUGGAUAAAGACUGGCUUUAGACCUUGGGAUUUUUUUGUUUAUUAACAUGAACAAAAGAUUACUCUUGCUCUGCUUUGAUUUUUUUUUUAAUAUUCUUAUUUGGUUUGCUAUCUGCAGACGAAUGCCAGAAGAUUCUAAUGUGGUGCUUAUGUUGUCUGUACAGUGGUGAACCACAGACCCCUGUGGAAUUGAAGGCCAACAGCUGGAUACAAGUAAGCAAAUGAAUCCUCUCCCUGACUGCUUUAAAUUAACUUGAUUAUUUAAAGGUGCAGCAUCUACAGCACAGAGACAGUAUGUCAUUUUUAGAAACCACUCUAGAGACAUCCUACAUUCACAUUGUGUUGAAAUAUGUUCUACUUUAAUUAAAAUACAGUCUGUGCUGUCUCUCCUUUUGAAUGUUAAGAAAGAUGUGGUGUUUAAGUAAUUUUAAUAGCUCUUAAUACAGUGGAUCUUAAACUGGCAACUUCAAGUGAAGACCAAAGUCUACAAAUCAGUAAGCAAGAGAGCACUAUAAAAGCAAACUUUCAAUUAGGGGAAAAUAAUGUAAUCUGGAGGAAUGCUUUUGUUUGUUUUGAAAACAAUUUAUAUAUGCUCUAUAAUUUUGCUCUAUUGUUUUUGUUUAAUCUUUCUAGUCUUGGGAGAAACUAAUUGUAUCCAAGUUUUAUUCAAAGACAGUGAAAGAAAAUAUUUGUGUGCAGCUUAAAUUUUUUUUAGUUCACUCUUAGUUAAAUGAAUCCACAACUGCUUGAAGUCUUCAAUGUAGGCCUUUAUGGUUUUUUAAAAAUACUCAUAUUGCGCAUUUACUCCUUAACCUAGAAAAAUACUUAAACUCAUGCAUUGUUCCAUUUUCAGCCUGUUUUAUGCAGAGGUUGAGCUGCAUGAUUCAUAAUUAUAUUUUCAUGGAACAGACUCCUUAUUUUCCAGGAAUAUAUUGUGAAAACGUGAGUGGCACAAUAACAAUAUUUCUCUUCAGUCACAUAUAAAAUCCUUCUGACAUACUGUCUCAGUUUAAUAAUUUUGGAGAACUGUUUGCUUCUUAACAGUGUCACAAAAUAAUACUUGCAUGUGUAUCUAUGCAUUAAGUCAUUUAAAUUUCAGUGAUAAUGGGAGUGUGAAAGGCAGAAUUGCUUCAGUGUGAGAAAUGUUUACUAUUUUUCUGGGUUACACACAGCUGAACAAUUUGAUAAGUUUUAUUUGUAAAGUAAGUAUGGACUUUGCUGCUGCUGCUGCUGCUGCUGCUGCUGGAGGUUCUCUGUAUGUAUCUCAGGGUAGCUGUUUCUACAUUUGUACAGUUUUAAUAGUAAUGCCGUUUGAGAUCUUAAUAGUGCAGUUUAUAAUCUGACCCUCUUCAUGGAUCACUGCCUUGCCGUGGUGAAGGGGCUUGAAUAAUUCAGAGAAGCUAUGAACUAUGCCGUGCAGGGCCACCCAAGAUGGACAGGUCAUAGUGGAGAGUUUUGACCAAACGUGAUCCGCCUGGAGCAGGAACCGGCAAGCCACUCCAGUAUCCCUGCCAAGAAAACUCCAUGGACAAAGGCAACAGGCUUUGUUAUGGCGCUGGAAGAUGAGCCCCUCAGGUCGGAAGGCAUCCAACAUGCUACUGAGGAAGAGCGGAGGACAAGUACAAGUAGAUUCAGAGCUGAUGAAGCGGCUGGGCCAAAGCCGAAAGGACGCUCAGUUGCGGAUAUGCCUGGAAGCGAAAGGAAAGUCCAAUGCUGUAAAGAAAAAUAUUGCAUAGGAACCUGGAAUGUAAGAACCAUGAACCUUGGUAAGUUGGAUGUGGUCAAAAAUGAGAUGGCAAGAAUAAAUAUUGACAUUCUGGGCAUCAGUGAACUAAAAUGGACAGGAAUGGGCGAAUUCAGUUCGGAUGACCAUCAUAUCUACUACUGUGGGCAAGAAUCCCGUAAAAGAAAUGGAGUGGCCCUCAUAGUCAACAAAAGAGUGGCGAAAGCUGUACUGGGAUGCAAUCUCAAAAAUGAUAGAAUGAUCUCGAUACGAAUCCAAGGCAGACCUCUUAACAUCACAGUAAUCCAAGUUUAUGCACCAACCACUGGUGCUGAAGAAACUGAAAUUGACCAAUUCUAUGAAGACUUACAACACCUUAUAGAAAUGACACCAAAGAAGGAUGUACUUCUCAUUAUAGGGGAUUGGAAUGCUAAAGUAGGGAGUCAAGAGAUAAAAGGAACAACUGGCAAGUUUGGCCUUGGAGUUCAAAACGAAGCAGGGCAAAGGCUAAUAGAGUUCUGCCAAGAGAACAAGCUGGUCAUCACAAACACUCUUUUCCAACAACACAAGAGACGACUCUACACAUGGACAUCACCAGAUGGGCAGCGUCGAAAUCAGAUUGAUUAUAUUCUCUGCAGCCAAAGAUGGAGAAGCUCUAUACAGUCAGCAAAAACAAGACCUGGAGCUGACGUGGCUCAGAUCAUCAGCUUCUUAUAGCAAAAUUCAAGCUUAAACUGAAGAAAGUAGGAAAAUUCACUGUGCCGGUAAGAUACAAUCUAAGUCAAAUCCCUUAUGAAUACACAGUGGAAGUGAGGAACAGGUUUAAGGAUUUAGAUUUGGUGGACAGAGUGCCUGAAGAACUAUGGAUGGAGGCUCAUAACAUUAUACAGGAGGCAGCAACUAAAACCAUCCCAAUGAAAAGGAAAUGCAAGAAAGCAAAGUGGCUGUCCAACGAGGCCUUACAAAUAGCGGGGGAGAGAAGGCAAGCAAAAUGCAAGAGAGAUAGUGAAAGAUACAGGAAAUUGAAUGCAGAUUUCCAAAAAAUAGCAAGGAGAGACAAGAAGGCCUUCUUAAACGAGCAGUGCAAAGAAAUAGAAGAAAACAAUAGAAUGGGAAAAACCAGAGAUCUAUUCAAGAAAAUUGGAGAUAUGAAAGGAACAUUUCGUACAAAGAUCACCAUAAUAAAAGACAAAAGUGGAAAGGACCUAACAGAAGCAGAAGACAUUAAGAAGAGGUGGCAAGAAUACACAGAGGAAUUAUACCAGAAAGAUAUGGAUGUCUCGUACACCCCAGGUAGUGUGGUUGCUGACCUUGAGCCAGACAUCCUGGAGAGUGAAAUUAAAUGGGCCUUAGAAAGCAUUGCUAAUAACAAGGCCAGUGGAAGUCAUGAUAUUCCAGCUGAACUAUUAAAAAAUUUAAACGAUGAUGCUAUUAAGGUGCUACACUCAAUAUGCAAGCAAAUUUGGAAAACUCAGCAGUGGCCAGAGGAUUGGAGAAGAUCAGUCUACAUCCCAAUCCCAAAGAAGGGCAGUGCCAAAGAAUGCUCCAACUACUGCACAAUUGCACUCAUUUCACACGCUAGCAAGGUUAUGCUUAAAAUUCUACAAGGCAGGCUUAAGCAGUAUGUGGACCGAGAACUCCCAGAAGUGCAAGCUGGAUUUCGAAGGGGCAGAGGAACCAGAGACCAAAUUGCAAACAUGCGCUGGAUUAUGGAGAAAGCUAAAGAGUUCCAGAAAGACAUCUACUUCUGCUACAUUGACUAUGCAAAAGCCUUUGACUGUGUCGACCACAGCAAACCAUGGCAAGUUCUUAAAGAAAUGGGGGUGCCUGAUCACCUCAUCUGUCUCCUGAGAAAUCUCUAUGUGUGACAAGAAGCGACAGUUAGAACUGGAUAUGGAACAACUGAUUGGUUCAAAAUUGGGAAAGGAGUACGGCAAGGCUGUAUAUUGUCUCCCUGCUUAUUCAACUUAUAUACAGAAUUCAUCAUACGAAAGGCUGGGCUGGAUGAAUCCCAAUCCGGAAUUAAGAUCGCCGGAAGAAAUAUCAACAACCUCAGAUAUGCAGAUGACACAACCUUGAUGGCAGAAAGUGAGGAAGAAUUAAAGAACCUUUUAAUGAGGGUGAAAGAGGAGAGCGCAAAAUAUGGUCUGAAGCUCAACAUCAAAAAAAACGAAGAUCAUGGCCACUGGGCUCAUCACCUCCUGGCAAAUAGAAGGGGAAGAAAUGGAGGCAGUGAGAGAUUUUACUUUCUUGGGCUCCCUGAUCACUGCAGAUGGUGACAGCAGUCACGAAAUUAAAAGACGCCUUCUCCUUGGGAGAAAGGCGAUGGCAAACCUAGACAGCUUCUUAAAAAGCAGAGACAUCAUCUUGCCAACAAAGGUCCGUAUAGUUAAAGCCAUGGUUUUCCCAGUAGUGAUGUAUGGAAGUGAGAGCUGGACCAUAAAGAAGGCUGAUCGCCGAAGAAUUGAUGCUUUUGAAUUAUGGUGCUGGAGGAGACUCCUGAGAGUCCCAUGGACUGCAAGAAGAUCAAACCGAUCCAUUCUUAAGGAAAUUAGCCCUGGGUGCUCACUGGAAGGACAGAUCGUGAAGCUGAGGCUCCAAUACUUUGGCCACCUCAUGAGAAGAGAAGACUCCCUGGAAAAGACCCUGAUGUUGGGAAAGAUGGAGGGCACAAGGAGAAGGGGACGACAGAGGACGAGAUGGUUAGACAGUGUUCUCGAAGCUACAAACAUGAGUCUGACCAGACUGUGGGAGGCAGUAGAAGACAGGAGUGCCUGGCGUGCUCUGGUCCAUGGGGACACGACUAAACGACUAAACAACAACAUAAUCUGACGGUUACUUCAGCAUCAGGCAUUUGGGAGUUUUUACAGAACUGAUGGUAGCUUGCUGUGACUUGUUUGCAAAGCAUUUUAAGGAUCAAAUCGUUUGUAUCCACUGGGAUCUUGACUCUGUUACAGCAGAUAAAUCUUGAAAGGUGUCCAGAGCACUGUCUAGUCCUGCUAUGUUGAAUGAAUUUCAGUUAGUAAGUUUCGAGGAUAUGGACAAGGUGCUUGGAUCAGUUAUUUGUUUAUUUAUUAGAGAAUAAGAUCUAAGGACAGUUCACAGAAUAAAAUACAGGAUAAAAAAAGUAAAUAAGUAGAGCAGCAAAACAAUAACUCUGCUUCCCACAGACACAUUUAAAAGGCUGUAGAAUAUUAAUUAGCCAAAGGCCUGUUUGAAGAGGGAAUAUUUUUGCCUGGCGCCUAAAAAUAUUUAAUGAAAAACAAACUGAAGCUCAAUCCAGAUAUGACAGAUGCACUGUUAGUGGUUUGUUUCCUAGACUGAAUGGAUGAGAGGUUGUCUGCUCUUGAUGGGGUUACACUCCCUCAGAAGCAGUGGGUAUUUCUGGAUCUGCUGUUGCCGCUUGAGGCUCAGGAGGCCUUGAUUUGGCUGGUGGCCUAGUUGCACGCCUAUCUGGACAGGGAUCGCCUAACAUCUGUUGUCUAUUAGGCCUGGGCAAUAUAUUGCCCAGUACCAGUAUGAGGAGCAGACCACGAUGUGGGCUUCACUCAGCAGUAUAUAUCACUGGUGAAACCGCCGCCGCUCCUGAGUCCCUCUCCUAGCAGCAUUUGCUGGAGGGAGUUGUUCCUUCCUCCAGUGAGCACUGCUAGCAAAGGGACUUAAACACUGCACCACUCAGCUGGCGGGGAGGGAACAUUCCCCCUUGCUGAUCUGCUGUCAGUCAGUGUAGAUAGUACAGAGCUGGAUGGGCCAAUGUCAGCUCCUGUGUUCCUGUGUCUCCAAUGCUGUAAUGAUUUUUUUAAAAACUGAAUAUAUUCAUUGUUAGCUUAGAGCCUAAAUAUGCAUUAUGUGAUUAUUGGCUUUUCAGAUGUCAUUUGCUUCUUACUCAAAUUGUUCCCCAUUCUCCAAAGAUAUAUAAUUGUAUCACCAAAGUAUCAUCUGAUUAGGCUCACCCUGUUGGUUUAGAAAUGCUGUAAAAAAAAUCCUUUGGUGACAUUGUGUGAGUUGGUGUUUUCUGGACUAGGAGUCAGGACACACCUUAGUACAGUGGUACCUCGAGUUACAGAUGCUUCAGGUUACAGACUCCACUAACCCAGAAAUAGUACCUCAGGUUAAGAACUUUGCUUAAGGAUGAAAACAGAAAUUGCCCAGUGACGGUGUGGUGACAGCAGGAGGCCCAAUUAGCUAAAGUGGUGCUUUAGGUUAAGAACAGACCUCCAGAACGAAUUAAGUUCUUAACCUGAGGUACCACUGUAUGUGCCUCUUUAUUGCCACAUCCUGUUUCAGUCUUCAAGUCUUCAAGUCUUGUCAGCAAAACGUCCACUUGUAAUGACACAACCUGCUGUUUCUUCAUCCUUUAAGCAGGCUUCCCAGUGUAAUAGCAGCUGCCAAAUAUAAGGGUGCUUGUCUCUUCCAUUUCCUUCCAGAAUACUGCAUAGGAAGGAAAUGGAAUAGUAUUUGCACUUCUUUCCGGUUGCCUAUAUGCGUUCCACGAUGAUGAUGAUGAUGAUGAUGAUGAUGAAUUGCAGUUCUAAGCUUUGUGUUGCAUUAUGCAAUCCAAUUAAUUCUGCCCUGGCAUCUUUGCCGUGAUCUAGCUUAAGGCAUCUUUGCCAUGACAAUUUUUUCUGAUAUUUGAUAAAUGGUAACAGGUAUGGAUAAGAAGAACCUCUUAAUUCCUCCUUCUCACUGCAGCCUGCACAUGCCAUCUCAUGCUGUUCCAGAGGGUCACUUUGAGUGGAAUUCAAAUGGGGUGAAGAGGGUUGCAGUGAGGGAGAGGAGUGCCAUAUUCCCAUUGCUCAAAUGGAGGUCUGCUUGCUCUUCUUUAAAUUCAAAUCUAGUGUUGUUAAUUAAUUUACAAAAUCCUUAAGGAUUUAUCAUUCCAUUUUGUUCUGAAGAUAAGAGUAUUUGGAAAUUGAAGAGGCUUCAGGACAGCAAGGAAGAUUACUUCUAAUGUGCGUGGAGUGUCAACAUUCCUCAUUCCUGUGCCCUUCCAAUCUUGUUUAUGGGAGAGUAGGGUAUAAUAUAGAUCACAGCCUUAUUUUUAAAUUGUUCAUCACCUGAGCCUGUUUGUUUCCCUAGCAUUAUUUGACAUUUCUGGAGUUAGCAGGACUAGCACUUCACUUUAUAGGAUGAGGCUUGGGAUCGAAGUUCAAAAGGUUCCACUUAGUGAUAGGCCCACCAGUUUUUCUGUUCCUGAGCUUAUAGGACUCACAAAUUUAUGUUAAUUAAGGGCUGCCUCCUAAUUAUUCAUAUUUUGAAAUCCUUGUGCUUGUAAUUUUCUGCAGUGGCAAAGACCAUGGACAUUUGGAAGUUUAGAUAACUGCACCACCUGAACAACAAGGUUUAGUGUGAUUGGCAGGGCAACUGGGCAAAAAGCUUACCUUGUAGAACUGAUAACAUAUUCACCGUAUUGCCUUGUUCCUCUUUGGGCAAUGCUGAAAAAGAAGCCAGAAAUUGUUCUUUUAGAGCAAAGGCAGCCAGCAUGGUGUCUGUCAGAUGCUGAUGGACUACAACUCCCAUCUGAGGCUGAUGGGAAUUUCAAUUGAACAAUUAAACAAUCUGUGACCUUUUUAACUAUGUGUUUGUGAGAGGGUUAUUGUUUGUGUUACAUUGUGGUUGAACAUAUCAGACAACACAGCGAUUCUUCAAACAGCUCUUGUUUAUUCACAGGCCAGAACAGAACUGACUGAAGGGUUCAGCCAGCCUGCUUGUAUAUAGCUCCACUACAACGCAACUGUAACACUUUCUGUAACUAUCCAAACACUGAACGUCACUUUCAAUCCCUUAUUUGCAUAUGUGGACCUGAGUGAAAACUAUCUACAGUAUCCCCUUGCUGGCCCAGGGUGAGAACUUCAGUACAUAACAGUUUGCUACUAUGGUAUGCAUAUUUGUGUUCUUAUAUUGAAAACUGCCCUGUGAUCCUGAGAUGAAGGAAGGUAUAGAAAUUUAAUAAAUAAUAAUAAAAGCAUCUGGAGGGUGCUAUGUUGGCCAGCCCUGUUCUUGGGGCUUUAAUGGAUCACUUGCAGCAGUUGGAAAAAUAGGCUUAUGGGCCCCAGAGCCUUGAUUUUGAAGCAACACUCCCAGUUCUUAGUUGUCUACUUUUCCAUCUUCAUCACAGCCAGUGAGAUUAGAACUAAUAUGCUGAUCUAAUCUAGUCUGAGCUGCUUGGAUAGUUGAUGUACUGUUCACCUGUAGGUUUCCUUUAAUCGCCAAAGGCUUUUAAUGAGGUUACAGAAAACUCUUGUUACUGUUUAUCCACUAAAAAUAAAUCUGAUGUUGCUAUCAAGCAACAUGCUGCUAUUAAAAGUAAGAAUAUGUCUCUGCUUUAGUUUUUUUAAAAUAAAACUUCCACAUACCUAAGAUGAAUUGCGCUCUUGCAGAGGUUCAAAAGUUAAGAUAACUGAGUAUCUCAUAAAUGCUAUUGCCAUAUUUUAUCAUAAUGUGGACAAACCACAAGAGCUAUCUUAUUAGCUUGUGGGUCUAAAUUACUUAGCUGAAGUAAUUUGAUAUCGAAUAUUGUGGAGUGAAAGAACAAGAUCCAGCUCUGUUCUGUAAUCCUUGUUCCACCUUGCUUUUCAUAUCUUGCAACCUUUGGGAAAGCUAAUUUGGAAGCAAGCUGUUCUAGUUCUUUCUUCAGCUCUCUUAGAUGGUUAUAAAUGGAUGACACUGUCCUAGCUAUGAAGCACACUGCUUAGCCAAAAUGCUUCCAUACUCCCCAUUAGAAACAGGGUUAGACAGAGCAGGCUUAGAUGUCUCCAUGGUGUGUGUAAGAAUAGACUCUGGUUUAGAUGUAGGUUUAGAUGCUUAGGUGGCAAUGCACAGAAUGCAUAUUUAACGCGGCAGAGUUAAUGAGAUUUUUUUUUAUCUUAAACAUUUCAAAAGAAAACAUUACUAAAAGAAGUUAGAUAUAAAAUGCACAUUUCAAAUGGCAUAAUUAACAAGAGAAUAAAAUAUGAUCACAAGCAGGGAGCAUAUCUGCUACUGUUGCUGCCAAUCCUGCCAGUGGUGGUUCAAGGUGGGUGGUGGCUGUGGAACCUCAGGCUCAGUUACCUGGAUCUGCACUAAGAGACAGACAAGACUGUCUCUGACUUCUUCAGCAGCCUCAACUUUCGUAGCUGUAGUCAGGGCAGGUGGGAAAAGGUCUGCAAGGUCUACCAGGACUCAGCCAAGAAAGAGUUACAGAAAAACAAGAAAAUAAUAACUUCCGCUAAGUGGAGGCAAGGAAGAGGACAUAGUACAGUGGUGCCUCGCAAGACGAAAUUAAUCCGUUCCGCGAGAGUCUUCGUCUAGCGGUUUUUUCGUCUUGCGAAGCAAGCCCAUUGACGGAUUAGCGCUAUUAGCGCUAUUAGCGGUUUAGCGGCUAUUAAAGGCUUAAAGGCUUAGGGGAUUAGCUGCUAAAAGGCUAUUAAAGGCUAUUAAAGGCUUAGCAGAUUAGAUAAAGGGGGAAGCGAAAAAAAUCUCAGGACUCGCAAGGUAUUUUCGUCUUGCGAAGCAAGCCCAUAGGGGAAUUCGUCCUGCGAAGCAACUUCAAAACGGAAAACCCUUUCGUCUAGCGGUUUUUCCGUCUUGCGAGGCAUUCGUCUUGCGGGGCACCACUGUAUAGAUCUUUUGUCACUGGGUAUGAGAGGAUGUUAUUGCCCAGGAGGACCCAAGUGGCAAUUCUCUUUCAUUUUAAGCUGUAUUGGGCACUGCCCCCAUGUACCUUAGCCCAUCUCAUGUGAUGAACUGUGAAGCGAGACAUGGGUUCUCUUCUUUUUGUCUAUCUCCGCAUAUAUGUUAAUUCCACUGCUUAUACUUUUUUUCUUGUAGUGGCAUGUAUGUAUAUAUUUAAAGGGUUUAUAUAUUUCUUUUUAGCAGUGUUUGCAAGUUGUUUUUAAAAUAGCAGCAACAUUUAAAGGCUUGCACUUUGUAGAUCUUAUUUGAUGCAAUUUGACUUACUUCUGAGUACUCAAAGAAGGAUUGCACUGUUAGUCUUUUAUUUUUGUAAAAUAAAAAGAGAUCAAAGAAAUGCUUAAAUCAUGCUGUAGCUUAUUCAUGCAAGCAUUAAAGCAAAUUCUUUGGUAGUGUUCAUUGUCAUUCAUUAGCAGCCAUUACAGUUAGCUGCUGCAGAGGAAGAGGUUAGACAGCACAUCCCACUUGUAUCAGCUCCUUCCCAUCUGGGGCCAGCUACCAUUAGCUGCCUUUCUUUCCAAGUCUCCCUUAGUGGUCAUUCUGCCUAGGCAUUAAACAUUUAUGUACGUUUAUAAGAAACAGGGACACGGGUGGCGCUGUGGGUUAAACCACAGAGCCUAGGACUUGCUGAUCAGAAGGUUGGCGGUUUGAAUCCCCGCGACGGGGUGAGCUCCUGUUGCUCGGUCCCUGCUCCUGCGAACCUAGCAGUUCGAAAGCACAUCAAAGUGCAAGUAGAUAAAUAGGUACUGCUCUGGCGGGAAGGUAACGGCGUUUCCGUGCGCUGCUCUGGUUCGCCAGAAGCGGCUUAGUCAUGCUGGCCACAUGACCCGGAAGCUGUACGCCGGCUCCCUUGGCCAAUAAAGCGAGAUAAGCACCGCAACCCCAGAGUCGGUCACGACUGGACCUAAUGGUCAGGGGUCCCUUUACCUUUACCUUAUAAGAAACAGUGCCUGAAUUGUCUUGUUUCUUUCCCAUGUCUUCUUCCUUUUGUAUCAUCCAUAUUAGGCUGUAAGUUUUCAGGCAAAGAGCAUUUUGUUUGUUUUGUUUGUUACUCUUUACAGUGCCUAGAAAACUUUAGGUACUUUAUAAAUACUGCUUUUUUCAUAAUGUUACAGUAUACAGUAAUUGUUGGUCAAAAUGAUUUUUGUUUCUUUUGAAACAAAGAAUAAUAUCCAGCAUACAUUGUAUAAUUGUUCAUGUACUUAAAAACAGGAAUGUUCAUUGCUUUUCAAGUUAGUGUAAGGAUACAUGCUACAACAUGUGAAAGUAAUUAAAAGAUGACUGCAGAUAUAAUAAUUACAGCAUGGAGCAGACUGUGCUGGCAGAUAUAGGAACACAGAACUCACUUUAAUCAUAGUGCUUCCCAUAAUGUGGGUGGUCACAGCAUGCAGAUAUUUGUCAGUCUUUCCCUCUGCAUCACUGAUGGUAACAGUUCUGAAGUAAACAGCAUUACACAGGCCUCUUAGUACUUUUUUUGCUUAUGCCAGUUUUUCUGAUAGGUUGAUUCCCUCCACUUUCUUUGUCCUCCUUGUUUUUGUCAGUUGUAAUUAUACAGGGCAUGCUCGGGGGGGGGGGGAUGGCUCUCUUUGAAGUAAACAUACUACCAUUAAUUUUUUCCCACCCCUCAAAUGAAUGUGUUAACUCUUUCGCCAAAUAUGGUGCCUGAUUGCUGGGAAAAAUCCAGUUAAACAUUAGGAAGAACCUUCAGAUAGUAAGAACUGUUUGACAGUGGAACGGACAACUUCAAAAGGUGAUGGACUCUCCUUCAUAGAAUUGUAGAGUGGGAAGGAACCCCAAGGGUCAUCUAGUCUGCUUAAAAACCUCCAAGGAAGGAGAGUCCACAGUCUCUUGAGGAAAUCCAUUCCACUGUCGAACAGCUCUUAAUAUCAGAAAGUUCUUCCUGAUGUUUAGUUGGAAUCUCAUUUCUUGUAACUUUAGGGUAAAGAGACUUUGUGUUCAUCAUCAGGCAACUGCCUUUCCACCUGUCUUGCCCCACCCUCCAACCCUGGAAGCCUUUAUAAGACAGCUGCUCCAGAGGAAGAACUGUGUGUGUGUGGGGGGGAGACUUUCUGUUCCUCAUCAGGCAAUGGUGUUUCCUCCUGCCUUGCCCCACCUAGCCUUUCCCAGACUAUGACUUUGAGAACAGUAGCAGCAGCAGCAGCUGGGAAGAGAAGAAUUCAGUGGGGUUUUUUUUUAAAAAAAUAGUUUUAUAAGUUGUGCAGUCUGAUGGAUUGUUAAAUGUUGCUUUGUUUGAUAUAAAUUGUUUAAAGUUACUGUGUCUUUUAUAUUGGAUCAGAUUGUUUCUAUUAAUGUUUAAUGUUUUAUCAUAUUUUUAUGUCUUGGAAGCCGUCCAGAGUGGCUUGGGCAACCUAGCCAGAUGGGUGGGUUGUAAAUGAAUUAUUAUUAUUAUUAUUAUUAUUAUAUUAAUUUGUGGUGCCCAGAACUGGACACAGUAUUUUAGGUGUUGUCUGACCAAGGCAAAAUAGAGUGGUACUAUAGCUUCCCUUGAUUUGGACACUAUAUUUCGUUCAUUUGAGGUUUUUAAAGAGAAGUUGGAUGGCCCUCUGUCAAGGAUUAUUUAGCUGUGAUUCCUGCAUUACAGGGGAUUGGACUAGAUGAUCCUUGGAUUGGUAUAUAUAGAAAUAUAUUUGGCAUCUCUCUCUCAAAGAGAUAUUUAACUUGUUAGGUUAGUUCAUGUGACUUGUAGACUUUGAGUUGGAUACAUAGAUGGUCUUCCUCUGACAAAGAAUCUUCCUUCAUAGUUUCUCAUUGCGAAGAUCAUGGAUGAGAAACUUGAUGUUGUUAGAAUACAACUUUUGUCAUCCUACAACCCUUGCCAUUGUCCAUACUGGUUGGAACUGAUGAAAGUGUAUAGAGGUCUUGGGCUGUGCAGACACCAAGCCCCCAUCUUGACCUCACUGAUGUGGUCCAAACAAAAGCAGAGCAAUGCAUUUGGCACCAGCUUGGCUGCAGGAGUUGCCAGAAAGAGGCAUAGAAUGCACCAUCCAGUCAUAUUAGGGAUUCCACUCCAGAUUUGUGUAGGGUUUACUCCUUAGCCUUUUCUUCUCCCAACGAUACCCUGCAAGGCAGUAGAGGGUAAAAUCCAAGAGUUCAGCAUUUGUAAUUAUGCACUUUCAAACCCUAAUUUGUUCAAGGUUUUCAAAUGGAUAAUAUUUGUAUUUCCCUCUUUGAUUCAUUUUUUGUAUGUCGGGAAACAACACUUAAUGUUCUGGUUCUAUCAGCAUACAUGCUGAUAAUAAAUUCUUGUUAAGUUUAUUGUUAGGACCUUAAUAAAUAUUAGCGGAAAUAUAAUUGUGUAGUGCAAGCUGUAUUCUGAAACUUACUGUAUUAUUUAAUGUAUUUUGGUUAGUAGAAAACUGAUUUUACAUUCCCUCCCCCAAUGGACUAAUGAAUAAGCAUGCAAGAGGUCUUGUAAGCAAAAUUAGGAUCUGCAGACUUUGUUAUGAUUGGAUCAGAGUGUGGAAAAUCAGUAAGCUGUAUUAUGUCAGCAUCCUGCUCAUGGAAUAGGCUAUAUAAACAGAGGGUGUUGAGACAGUCUGCAAGUGAGCAGGCUUCCUUCUCAGUUACUUGAACCACUAUAAUUCUCUAGGUUUCUGUUUGUUUUGUAGUGAAAUGGAUUUUUCCAAAUACUAGUGUUUUAUUGUUACUAAUUUCAUUUAAAUGGCAUGGGGGACACAGAAUCAUGUAAGCAGGAUUUUAAAAGAAAAGAGGCAGAAACACAGCAGUAAAUUUAAGAGGUUCUAAACAUUUCAAGAAGAAAGUUAAGAACUGGUAGAUUUUAGUGUCUUAAAGACCUCAGAAAUGCAUGCUUUAAUCUUGCUUUUUUAGGAAGUGGCUGAAAGUAAAUGUGAAUUAAACUAGUGAAUUAAUAGGGUUAUUGACAAGGAGGAAAAACAUGAAAUGCAAAUGACUCACCUUUUUCAGAGUGGUCCUCUUCAGGAUGUGAACGCUAUAAUUUGAGAGACGUACUUUGGACAUGACUGAAAAUAGCAAGAUUCUUUGUGUAAUUACAGAGAAGUGCAAGAUUGGGAGAGACUGUAGCCCAGUGGUAUAGCACUUUGCAUGCAGAAGGUCUAGGUUCAAUUUCAGUUAAAAAGAUUAGGCAGCAGGUGAUGCAAACGAUCUCUGCCUGAAACCAUUGAGAGCCUUGGCCAAUUAGAAUAGGAUAGUUUGGGGUACAUGGACAAAUCAUCUGCCCUAAGGUAUAAGGAUGACUUCCAUUCUUUUAAUGCGAUAACUUGUGUUUUCUUUGUAAACUUUUGAGAUCUGCGCUCCGAAUGUUCUCCCCAUUACCACCCACCAUCCAGUCAGCUAAUGGUUUUACCAGCUUUUCCUUAAGGAAUUGUGAGCACACAUUCCUUGUUGGUUUGCCACUGUUUGGAAGAAGAGGCUUAGAGAGGUAUCUGAUGACUUCAGCAGUUCGGAAAUUUUCAUUGGACAAGAUAACUGUUAGGUGGAUUUGUAUCUGGUUGACUGACUGAACUCCAAAAGUACUAAUUAAUAGUUCUUCAUCAUCCUGGGAAAAAAGUGACAAGUGGGGUGCCGUAGGGUUCUGCCCUGAAUCCAUUGUUGUUUAAAAUCUUUAGAAAUGACUUGGAUGAAAGUAUUGCUCGUCAAAUUUGCAGAUGACACCAAACUGGGAGUAGCCAAUGCCUCUUGAAGACAGAAAUUGGGAUUCAAUAUGACCUUAACAGAUUGGAGAAUGGGCCAAAACUAGCAAAAGGAAUUUUGAUAGGGACAAAUGUAAGCUUCUAGACUUGGGCAGGAAGAACCAGCUAUACAAAUGUAAGACGGGGGACACUUUGCAUUCCAGUAGUACAUUCUAAAAAGGAUAUAGGGGUCUUAGUAGACUACAGCUUACCAUAAGUCAGCAGUGUGAUACAGCAGCAAAAAAAGCUAAUACUGUUUUAGGCUGCACCAUAAGAAGUAUAGUGUCCUGAUCAAGUUGCUCUCUAUUCUGCCUUGGUCAGACCACACCUGGAGUACUGUGUCAUUCUGGGCACCACAAUUUAAGAAAGAUACAGUCAUACCUUGGUUGCCAAACGCCUUGGAACUUGUACGUUUCGGCUCCUGAACAAUUGAAAACUGGAAGUGAGUUUUCCGGUUUUCGAAUGAUUUUCAGAAGCCGAACGUCCGGUGUGGCUUCUGCGGCUUCCAAAUGGCUGCAAGACAUUCCUGCAGCCAAUCAGAAGCCACGUCUCUGUUUUUGAACAGUUCCGGAAGUCGAAUGGACUCCCAGAAUGCAUUCUGUUCGAGAACCAAGGUACGACUGUAAUGACAAGCUGGAACGUGCAUAAUAAAUGAAAAGGAAAUGAAAGGUUUUAUUUAUCUGCCUUUGAUUUCCAAAGCACUUAGAAACAACCAGAAAAUGUGAGGGAAGAGAAAGGUUUCAUGUUAUCCAUAGCAUUGUUGUGAGCCUAUUCUUUGCUUAUCCAAAAUUAGGAGGAAGCUGCCUUUUACUGACUCGUUGCUCUAUUUAGCUCAAUAUUGUGUACACUGAUCAGCAAUAAGAAUUCUAGGAUUUCAGAAAGGAAUGUUUUCCAGCCCUGUCUGGAGAUGUCAGGAAUUGAACAUACGACUUUUUCUGGACAAAGCAUGUGUUCUACCAAUAAGUGAAGGUCCAGAUAGAAAUUGAGUUCUCAUUGGGUUUGAUGGUGGACAGGAGGGUCCUGAUUAAUGGCCUUUUGAUGGCUAGCAGUUAGACCAAGCCAUUGGAAUUAGUAUGGUACUCUGCAUUCUACGUUGUGGCAGAAUAACAAUUUGUGCAGGCUUGAAUUGGGCUAGAAAACGCUAACAUUUUUUAAAAAUUAGAGCUGAUCUGCACCUUCAAAGCAAUUAUAGAAGACUAAUGACUGAAAUUAGGAUAAAUCAUCAAAAUAUAUUGGUUUGUGUUUGUUUUUAUGUUUGAAGUUUGGCCACUAUAAUGAUCAGUCUAGCUUUAAAUCCAAAGCACUAUUUCCUGCUUUAACAUUUAAGCCACUAGAUGGCAGUAUAACAGUUUUCUUUCUGCGAACUGUGGGUAGAACAAAUACUUUGUGUUUUUUCUUUUUUUACAGUAGUUCUCUGAAAGUAUUGAUUUUGUCUGUUCAACUUGUGCUCUGCAACAGUAAGAAAUAAAGGCUUUGGGGUUCUACUUUUUGGAAGCUAUAUUUCUUUUCCUAUAUAUUGUUAUGUAUUCCAUUUUAUCACGCUGUGUAACAAAACUGCAUGUGUUUAAAAUAUAUAUGACUCAUUGAGCAAUUCACUUCAAAUACACACACACACACAUACACAAUUAAAAAUAAUUUAUACAUGGAUAAUCCUGGUUUCAUAUUACUAUACUAGUUAUGGAGUCAGAUCUAAAAUGUGCAAUAUGCCACAGCCUUGAUCUACUUCAUACAGAAUUGUGGGAGACACUGGGCUUGAAGAACACAUGCAGACAUGGAUGUUUCUGGUGUGGCCUGUAAAAAGUCACUCUAAAUAAGCCUGUGCAGGAUCACAAACUAUUCUAGGAUCUUGUAAUUUUGAAGAAACAAGAGAUAUAACUUCGCAGGGAAGAGGGAACCUUGUAAAGGGUUGCCAGAGCACUUCUAUUUAAAUCACAACGCAAGAGACAAGAGGUCUGAGUCCCUAAGAGGAGCUCUCAGACUGUCUCAGUUUGGGCCUAUCAGAUGCAGAUUCCAGAGGGGAUGUGCAGCACACAUCAUUCAUAAAGUCUGUGGCUGUUCAAGUCCUAUCAGGGAAAGCCUUUCCCCACAACCUUUAAGGCUCUUCAUAGUCUACACAUAUCCAUAGGAUGAUGCAUCUCAGAGCUAUGUCACACAAUAAUGCUGUGCAAAUGAUAAGUGUGUGGAACUUUACCAUGUCCUUAGAAGGGGAAAGCUGUGACUAUAGAACAGCAGGAGAAUCUUCUCAGUGGGGCUGGAAUAGCAGCCCACGGAGAUAGUAUUAGCAUACCAUAAUUUCCCCAUAUACUGCCCUUCAGGCUUUGUGUUUCUUAUAGCCCAUUUGAUUCUGCCAUUUAAAUCAUGUUGGCAUAUUUUUCAGUUUGUGCCCUUUCAAAUGUGUGAUAAAUAUUUUAUCUGAGCAUUCGUUACGUAAUUUUAUAUACAUUCCCAAGAUUCAUGAAAGGAUUUGACACUUGCUAAUUUCCAUUUGUUUCUUUUAAUUAUUCAUUCCCUAUUUGAGAUAAAAUGUUUUGGAUUCAUUGCCUCCUCUGUAGGUUCCAUAACUUUGUGUUGAAGGUACAGAUGUUGAAUUGAAUUCAAGUUAUAUAAAGCCUGUAAUCGAUGCAUAUGCUUUCCUGCUGCCUGUGACAAUAACAGAAGUUGCUUAGUUUUUAAUCAGAUAUUUCUCUCUCCUGUUGACUUUUCCUCUAGGGUUCAUUGUGCCACUUGCUCUCAUUUUCUGGGCUGAGAAAUCAUGACACUGAUAUCAACAACUUUAUUUCAACUCUUGGGUUCACGUCUGCAGAUUACUAUUCUAAAUUAAUUGAAAAUGUGAGUACUUAGUACAUUUAACCUUUAGCUACAAGCAUGGUCGAUUGUAUCAGGAGCCUACAAAUGUGCUUAUCAUGCUUGCCAUGGCAACUGUUGGCAAGUGCCCCUUUUCAUCUUUGCCUUCAUGGAGUGCUUCAGAAGCAUGCAAAAUGCCUUUGUAAAUUCAGUGUGUUAGUUCAGAGCCAUUCUCUAAGCCAAUUGACACAUUAUGUUGCCAUAGAAGCUUGAGAGAUGGAGGAACAUAUAAGAAAUCGCACAAGAUUAAGAGAAAGGCAGCCACUUCUUAGCUAGAGUUUAUUUGUCAAGGAUGUCUGAUAACCAUUCCCCCACCUUGCAGAGAGUACAAGGACAGUGAGAAGGGGGAAAGUACUUAGCACUCCUCCAGCCUCCCCUGCCUAGAGGGACAACUUGUUAGCCACCUUCAGUCUCUUUGAAGAGAGUUAGGUGUGAUAUAAGUUUUUAAAAUAAAACAAAUAAAUUCCACCCAUGGUUUCUUUUCAGUUCUUGAUUUAUGGUCAAGACCACAGGUCACAAAAAGUACAGAGAUUAUUAAUUCACUUGGAGAUGCAAAUCAUAACAACGAGAAAAUACUACUUUUUUGUAAAUAAUUUUUAUUAAUUUUUCAUUAAUAACACUCCAAUUGAUAGAAUACCAAAUCUUGCCACAUCAUAAUACUACGAGAAAAUACUACUGAUGCAACCUUCACUGAAAUAUGUCUUUCUUUGUAACAUGUAACAAACUACAAGAAAGAAGAUUCCACCUAAACAUUAGGAAGAACUUCCUGACAGUAAGAGCUGUUUGACAGUGGAAUUUGCUGCCAAGGAGUGUGGUGGAGUCUCCUUCUUUGGAGGUCUUUAAGCAGAGGCUUGACAACCAUAUGUCAGGAGUGCUCUGAUGGUGUUUCCUGCUUGGCAGGGGGUUGGACUCGAUGGCCCUUGUGGUCUCUUCCAACUCUAUGAUUCUAUGAUUCUAACAUGUGAUUGACUUUAUUAAACAGGUGGUCUUAUCAUUAGUGACAGAACUCAGCAGAAAUCAGUUUAAUAGAGUUAACAGACAACAAAGGUUAGUAUUAUCUUUCUGUGAUUUUAGUAUAUAGAUGACUAGAAUGAAUGUUCUGUUUCUUUUGUGGAAAAGCACUUAUACUGAAAAAAAACAUUAAAUAUGUCUAUUUCAAACUGUUCUUAAACAUUAUUUUUGUAGUAAGUAUAUUACUUAGCAAAACAGCUCACAGUGAAUCCUCAACCUGCACUGCAACGGUGCCUUUCUCCCAGCUAAAAUCACAGACAAUUGUACUAGCUAAUUGAACAUUGCAUCAUCCUUCAGUAUUUUACUUGAUUCAACUGCAACUCACCCCAAUCAGUGUUUCAUGAUAAUCUUCCCUUGAGCCUGUGAGCAAUUGGGGGACCAUGUUCUGCAGUAUUUAGUUACUGAACUGUCUACAAAGGCAACCCAAGGUAAAGCACAUUGCAGUAAUCUAAUAUUGAGGUUACCAAAGCAUAGAUAGAUCACUGCAACCAGAUUAUCUCAGAUAGGGUCAUAGUUUGGCAGUUGAUGGAAAGCACUUCACACAACCAAUACCAGUUCUGCCUCAAGUGGCAGUGGCAGACCGGUUGUCUUUGCAUAUUUUAUUUCACAUGCCUCACAGCUCAAACAAUGUUAUCUGUUUCUAUAUCGAGCCAUAGCCAUGCAGCCAAUGUUCUGCUCCAGGUAUAGCACUUUACUGCUCCCCACUGCAGCUAAGUCAUGCAGCAGCUCAUCUUGUAUAUACGCUUGCAGAUUUGAAUGAGCUUUGUUUUCUUUAAAUGUAGAUUUUACUACUCCAAUAAUGCAGGGCAUUUCUCCAGUAAUCUCCAUUACUGAAACUAUACUCCUAUUGCUUGGAGACUUGAUUUUACAGUUUUUGUCUGUCCACUUGGAAACCAUGGAAAUUAGAUUGCAUUGUGCACAAAUCACAGAAUCAUGGAAAAGAGCCAGAGAAAGUUCAUGUUUCUUUCAGCUGCACACCUGAUGUCAGUCAAUAGCAAAAUUUCUGUUGAGUUAGGAUUUCACUGUGAAUCUGCUGAAAGCUCUGUCAUGGGUAAUAUGUCUCUGGUGUUCUCUUGAGCAUUGUUCUAUACAAGUCCAAGUGUUUAUUGUUGUCAGAGCCUGAACAUAUGAAUGUAAUUGAGGUAUGUAAUGUGUUGUGAAUGUAGCUGCAUUUCAAAUAAAUAUUUAAUUUUUUUAUUUUUAUUUUUAUUUUAUUUAUUUUGCUAGUCCUUAGGAUAAAAAUGUCUUCCUUUUAGCUACAAGUAGGUAUUUGUUCUAGUUCUCUGUGUUUAAUGUUUUAGAAAAGUAGAAAUAUAACCGUUUCAUCCUACAAAAGAAACCUUAUUUUGUUUCUCCAGUAUGUCUUCACGAGUAAAAUCCAUAUCCCUUCUCUGUAUACCUCUUAUUACAUUGCCUGAUGUAAUGCCACUGCUGGAAGCGCUUCUUAGCUAUCAUGAAGACAGAUCACAAGAGGUCCUCCAUACUGAAUUUUUAGAAGCGGUGAAUGAGGCUGUGUUACAGUAAGUAGCCUAAAAACACCCCAGUUCCCCUUUCAUUGAAAUUAUGGUUAACCAUCUGUUGAAAUUUCAUGUUUGAUUCUUCUGAUAUCUACCGUAUUGGAACAGCAUACAGUGGUACCUCAGGUUACAUACGCUUCAGGUUACAUAUGCUUCAGGUUACAGACUCCGCUAACCCAGAAAUAGUGCUUCAGGUUAAGAACUUUGCUUCAGGAUGAGAACAGAGAUUGUGCUCUGGCGGCGUAGCGGCAGCAGGAAGCCCCAUUAGCUAAAGUGGUGCUUCAGGUUAAGAACAGUUUCAGGUUAAGAACGGACCUCCGGAACGAAUUAAGUACUUAACCUGAGGUACCACUGUAUAUUCAUUCCAUAGCACCUCUAUGUAGCUAAUAUACAUGCUUCCAUAUAGGAGUGCACAUGGGCUCACAGAAUGUCUGGCUGCUGUUUGAUCUUACCCUCUUUGACAGGCUUUUGUGUCUCCUGUAUGGUUGAUACAGGUGAACAAAUUUAUUUCUGCUCAUGAAUUGCAUUUUGUGGAUCAGGAAGAGCAUGUUCUCCUUAUGGAUUGCAUCUCUUAGUGAUCACAUUCCUUAAUUCUACCCUGCAGUGACUUUUUGCAGUGAUGAUUCAGGUGAGUCUUUGAAUUUGUUCCGCCUGCUGCCACCCAGCUAUCAACUGAGGUGUUUAGGGCCGGUGAAUGCAUUUUUUAUUGUUCAGGCAAGGAAGUACAGGAGUCUCUGGCAUAGAAAAAUAUGCAAGUCCACUCACAAGAGAGAACAUAGUGAAUGGUUUCUCCUUGCCAAAAAAACCCAGGGAAAUUAUUCAUUAGCACAUUUAUUCCUAAGAAAUCCUGAAUUAUUACUUAGCUUCUUUGAAAACUCAUACAUUUUCUUCUAAUUGACAAUUUCUGCUCUUAAUCAAAGGGGAGUAGUUAAUCACACCCUAUGUGCUCCUGUUGCAUUUCAUGCUUCCGUCCACACCUUUACUUGAAGGGAGAUCCGUUUCUCUCUUUCUUACAGCAUCUUCUCCUUUGUCCUCAGAAUGUCCUGAAAGUGGGCAGCCAGGUACACUUGCCCCAGGCCUUGGAGGGCUAAGCUGUCUGGGGGCCCCCACCAGGGACUGGCUGCUUUUUUGUUUAAGUUUAUAACUUGUAUUCUAACAAGAUUCCUGUUCAGGCUUCAGACAAGCUCUGCACAGGCCUGUUGAAAGGAAAGGAGAGUCUUCUGGUUCCUGACUGAUGUUUUCAUUGUUGGGCUGCCUUUUGCACCAGUGAGUUUUAUAUUUUUGAUGCUGAUGAUACAGAAGCACUCUUAAAUCUGGGAUUCUGAAUGUGGCUCCUGAGUGCACCCACAGAGACCUACCAGGGUACCUGCCAGACACUCUAAUCCCUUCAGCACCAGAUUACAAAGUAUAAAGUUUCAUUUCAUUCUUCCUGCAGUGUCCAAGCUUUCUGAUUAAGACCACCACGGUUCUAACUGGUCAGCACACUUGGAAAAGAGAACAGUUCUCUCUGGGUAGCGUCCAACUAGACAUGAACAGCAAGAGGAAGAAAGCUAUUUCAUUGGGAGGGGGUGGUGUGUUGGCUGGCAGAGAGAGAAGUUUCCUUCUGUGAAAUGGUGGGUGGCUUGCCUUCUACGAAAUGAAAGAUCUGAUAGAGCAAGCAACACUGAGUACAAAGGAGUUGUUUUGCAUUUUGGGGCUCAGGCUCUAUAUUGUCAUUGUGGCCAACCAAAGUUAUGAUUUUGUGUAGCGAUCAAGCCAAUUGAUUAAAAAAAUUAAAGUCGACUACUUCAUAGUAAGUUUUAAAGAUACUCUGUUUUGUCACAUAGCAUCACAUUUAUUUGGGGGCUUGGCUGAUCCACAGGGAAAGGCAAGCUCACUUUAUUAGGAGCACCUGCCCUGCCACAAGGAAGGCCCGAUUCAACACACAUCUAUCUCAAAACAGCAGUGUAUGCAUUAAUGAUGGCAUUAGGGGCCAGACCACACCCCAAACAAGAAGAAGCGUUGCUUUGUUUUGGGAAGAAUGUAUGCCUCUUGGCAUUUUAUGCACCAAAGGGCACCAUGAGAGAGGCAAGCAGUACACCACACAAGAAAAGUAUGUUCUAUCAAAACUGGAUGUACCCCUCAAACUGCAGUCUAUGUCUUUGUAAUGUUUGAAUAAUUCAAACAACUUCAUGAUGAAGCCAACAUAGAAUAUAUCACAACCUUCGGUAUGGGACCAUGGGCUGAAAUUGAUCUGAAACUGAGAAGGUCUGCAGGUAGUGGGAGACAGCAGCAACAUUUCCUGGAAGUGUGAAAGUCAGAUUGUUACCUGUUCACAGUUGUCCACAAGAAGCAGUGAGCCACUGACCAGAAGGAAGAAUUUAGGUUAAGUCAUCUGAAAAAAGCCUGUGAGGGGAGAGGGUGAGGGCGACUGGCUAUUGGUUUAGAAUACGGAAGAGAACUAAUGCAAGGGAGAUAGCAACCAAAGUAUCAUUUAUCAUGCAGCAUGCUAAUAAUCCUAUUAUCUGCUAUUACAAAUAUACGCGGGGACGCGGGUGGCGCUGUGGGUAAAACCUCAGCGCCUAGGACUUGCCGAUCGUAUGGUCGGCGGUUCGAAUCCCCGCGGCGGGGUGAGCUCCCGUCGUUCGGUCCCAGCUCCUGCCCACCCAGCAGUUCGAAAGCACCCUUAAGUGCAAGUAGAUAAAUAGGUACUGCUUUAUAGCGGGAAGGUAAACGGCGUUUCCGUGUGCUGCGCUGGUGCUGGCUCGCCAGCUGCAGCUUCGUCACGCUGGCCACGUGACCCGGAAGUGUCUUCGGACGGCGCCGGCUCCCGGCCUCUUAAGCGAGAUGAGCGCGCAACCCUAGAGUCGGACACGACUGGCCCGUACGGGCAGGGGUACCUUUACCUUUAUGCUAAUAAUCCUAUUAUCUGCUAUUACAAAUAUUAAUAAAUCAUAUUUAACUCUCCUGAUCUAUUAGUUCCUUAGCUUAAACUUAGGUACUGUGUGAUCAUUGGCAAAUAAGGUAAUAUAUAGAAUUAAAUGGUGUCAGCAGAGAUUAAAGGAAUAAGAAAAGCAGGCACCUUCAAUAUGCACUGAAGGGUCCUGUCUGAAAUAACUUAAAGGUGAGAUCUUAUAACUAGAGAUAAUAUAAUGAAAAGUAACAAGCCACCACACCCUCAUUUCCCACCCUAAUUACAUCCAAGUUUAACUAAGCAAUGUUACAAGAUGUACAGCAGAGCCCAUAUGUAUUCCUACACACGCUCUCAAGAGGUUUAAGAACCUAAACUGUUAGAUUAAAUGUAUGUCCACUAUGACUAUGUUCCCCAUCCUUGUGCCCACAAAAAGUCCACACAUCUGAGGAAUACAUAAAGAUUGGAUUAUUCCUUGAAAUAAGAGUAACAGAAUAUGGCUGCUGCUUUUAGACAGCAAAGUUACAAUAUAAGUGGGCAGCAUACCACCUUGAUCUUGAGAGUAAAAAGAUGUUCUAACUCCAAAAGCCUGGAGAGUGAGUGUGAUUGUUUGCCGCAGUACCCACAAUAAAGUGAUGUGAGAAAGGGUGGAGAAGGGGUAUACCUGUCCUGAAGUAAGCAGAACUUAAAUCAGUGGUGUGUUUUUUUAAAAAAAAGAUAUUUAUUAAGAUUUUCAGAAUAUUACAACAUAGAAAAAGAAAUAAGAAAAAUACAAAAGAAAAAUACAAAAUAAAAGUAGUUAAAAACAGUUCAGUCUUUCAAUCACUUAUCUUCAUUUGCUUAUUUCCCGGACCUCCUCACGCCUCCCUUUUCUGUAUUCCAAUUCCGUUUGUUGGUUCAACAAAUCCCUCCCCUCUUUGUUUAUCCUAGUCUUCAAUCUUAAAGUAUUAUAACCUUAAAUUUUUGCCUGAUAAUAGUCCAUUUUUUCAUAUUCCCUUAUAACAUUACAGCCAAAGACCACUUAGUUUCUAUCCAACAUCAUUCUAACAUUCAUCAAUUUUACAAUAUUUCUGUAAAUAGUCUUUGAACUUUUUCCAAUCUUCAUCCACCGACUCUUCUCCCUGGUCUCGGAUUCUGCCAGUCAUUUCUGCCAGUUCCAUAUAGUCUAUCACCUUCAUCUGCCAUUCUUCCAAGGUGGGUAGAUCUUGUGUCUUCCAAUACUUUGCGAUGAGUAUUCUUGCUGCUGUUGUGGCAUACAUAAAAAAAGUUCUAUCCUUCUUUGACACCAAUUGGCCGACUAUGCCCAGGAGAAAGGCCUCUGGUUUCUUCAAGAAGGUAUAUUUAAAUACCUUUUUCAGUUCAUUGUAGAUCAUCUCCCAGAAAGCCUUAAUCCUUGGGCACGUCCACCAAAGGUGAAAGAAUGUACCUUCGUUUUCUUCACAUUUUCAACAUUUAUUAUCGGGCAAAUGAUAGAUUUUUGCAAGCUUGACUGGUGUCAUGUACCACCUGUAUAUCAUUUUCAUAAUAUUCUCUCUUAGGGCAUUACAUGCCGUAAAUUUCAUACCUGUGGUCCACAACUGUUCCCAGUCAGCAAACAUAAUAUUAUGUCCAACAUCUUGUGCCCAUUUAAUCAUAGCAGAUUUCACCGUUUCAUCCUGAGUAUUCCAUUUCAACAGCAAGUUAUACAUCUUUGACAAAUUCUUAGUUUUGGGUUCUAACAGUUCUGUUUCUAGUUUUGAUUUUUCCACCUGGAAGCCAAUUUUUUUAUCCAAGUUGUAUGCCUCCAUUAUCUGAUAAUAAUGAAGCCAAUCUCGCACUUUGUUUUUUAAAUUCUCGAUUUCAACUUGUCUCCUUCUUGUUCCAAAAUUUCCCAAUAUUUCGGCCAUUUGGCCUCCAUAUUGAGCCUUUUCUGAGCCUUUGCUUCCAUCGGUGACAACCACCUUGGGGUUUUGUUUUCAAGUAAGUCCUUAUAUCUUAUCCAGACAUUUAACAAUGCUUUCCUGACAAUAUGGUUUUUAAAUGCUGUAUGUGCUUUAACCUUGUCAUACCACAAAUAUGCAUGCCACCCAAAAACAUUGUUGAAACCUUCUAGGUCCAAAAUGUCUGUGUUCUCAAGAAGCAGCCAUUCUUUCAACCAGCAAAAUGCUGCUGAUUCAUAAUAAAGUUUAAGGUCUGGCAGGGCAAAUCCACCUCUGUCCUUUGCAUCAGUUAAUAUUUUAAAUUUUAUUCUGGGCUUCUUGCCCUGCCAGACAAAUCUAGAGAUGUCUCUCUGCCACUUCUUGAAACAGUCCAUUUUGUCCAAGAUUUGCAGUGAUUGAAACAAAAAUAACAUUCUUGGCAAUACAUUCAUCUUUAUAACAGCAAUUCGGCCUAACAAGGAAAGCUUCAAGUUUGACCAUAUCUCUAGAUCCUUUUUCACUUCUGACCAACAUUUCUCAUAAUUGUCUUUAAAUAGGUUUAAAUUCUUAGCAGUCAUGUUAACCCCCAAGUAUUUUACUUUCUUAACCAAUGUUAAACCUGUCUCCUUCUGAAACCUCUCUUUCCUAAAUCAAUGGUUUUGUUUGAGAGUUAGGUUCUCCCCGUCAAUGUACUAUACAUACAAGCCUACAGUGUCGCUCUCUUCCCUUUCUUGGUCCAUGAUCCAGUGAAGUGUGAGGCUGGUCCUUGAGAGUGUAGAGUGAAGGGGGGGGGGGGUUAUUUUUCACAGACAGUUCCAUUUUCUGUGCAAAACUCCAUUUUUUCCUAUAAGAGGUGACAGUUAAACUUUGCUGGUAACAUGGGAUUCAUGUGCUGAUCUUUAUUUUAGGUAUUCAGAGAUCGGAAUAUUUACUCAUGCCUUCCGGUCCAUAUUUAAGAUAUGGACCAGUACAAAGGUUAAAAUAGUUUAAAAUUCAGGGGUAUUUUUUUAUAUUAAAUUAUGCCAACUUCAGUAAUGCCAUGAUUUACAGAAAUAAAUCAUAGACAAAGUUCACAUUAGCACCCAUCAUUAGAACAGAACAAUGUUUCUGGUCAUGGGCAUAGUGUGCUCGCAGUAAGUUGGAAAUGGUUCAUAAAAUGAAGAAAAGGUUGCUAAUUAUUAUUCUUACUGUUCUGUAAUUAUUCUAAUUCCAGCUUGCUUCAGUUAGCACAGCAACUGGAAACAAUUAUGAAAGGGCAAUGAAAAAGGAAAUUCUGGACUUGCAUAUGAUUUUAUGUUCUUUUUAAAGGAAGGAGGGCAGUUUUGUGGUCAGGAAUGUGAACUCUAAGAUUAAAAUGGAGGAGGAGAAAAUCUCAUUCACAACCAGACACUGGAAACUUAGAGCAGGGGUUCCCAACCUUCUGGGCCCAUUUGGAAAUUUGAGACUGUUUUUGGCCAUCACGAUUGCAAUUUGGGGGGGCAUGAACAAUGGCUUUAUUGCCCUCAUGUCCUGUUUGUGGGUUUCCUCUAGGCAUCUGGUAAGCCAUUGUAGCCAGAAUGCUGGACCAGAUAUGGCCUUGGCUGAUAUAGCAGGGUUGUUACGUUGUUAUGGCACAGCAUGGCUACUGAGGUGGGCAUUGCCAGUCACAAGACAUCUGUUUCAUAGUAGGCUGAGAUGAACAUUUUAUUUAUUUUUCCAAUACAGAAAAAAGAUUUUCUUGCCUGAAUCUGCUGUGCUGCAGUUGUGGCUUCGCCAUCUGCCUGGUCUGGAGAAAGCAGUGCUGCAAAAUCUUGAAGUUCUAAUCUCCACUCAGCCAAGUUCACUGGAAGAGAUGGCAUGCCUGAUAAAAUCUUCCUUAUUGGUAAGUGGGAUGUACUGGCAUUAGAAAACUAUUAAGAUUUUGCUGUUCCUGUUGUACCAAAGGUCCUUUAAAUAUUUCUAAAAUACACAAUAUAAGUAUAUUCAGGAGCAAGCAGUCCAAGUGGUACUUGUAGGCUUUGUGCAUAUGCAAUACUAAAUCAUGGUUUAUUUGUUCAUCUGAAUGUGGCUUCAUGGCUUGACCAUGAAUAAACCACGCUAAUAAACCAUACUUCGGUGGUAGUUUCUAAACCUUGGUUUACAUUAACCAUGGUUUAGCGUUAUGUGCCAACCUGGCCAUAUAGUCCUAGCAAUAAGUAGAAGAGUAAAUAGCAUAAUGAUCCAUGGCUUUAAGGUUUUAAUAUGAGAGUGCAGUAUUAUUAGUAAGAAAAAAGGGUGUGAUUUUCAUUUUUUAAUUGUUUUUAUUGAAAGAUUUUCAGGGCUAACAAAGGUAUAUAUAACCUCUCUGUUUUUAGUUCAUGGAGUCCUAUUGAUGAGUUGACUUCCUGUUAUACAUUUUAACAACACAAUAUUAUUGUUGGCUAAAACUGAUUGUGAAUGCAUCUGUCAAAAAAAGCCUCUAAUUGGGCUGUAAUUAGGGUUGUUUGGUGCUGAGGGAUGGGCCCCUAUCAUCCAGAGCAGCCAGUUAAAGAUGGGUAGGAAGAGAGAGUGGUUUGGAAGCAAGGAUUCUUUUUGUUUCUCAAUAGUUAUAUGCCUCCCCUCCAGGUUACCUUCCCACCCAUCUAGUAGGAAGAACUACUUCAGUUUCAUAACCAGGCAAGAGAUUUUUGCAAUUCCAAGUGCUUUUGUCCUUGGUUUCACAUUAUAAGCCUGCCAUGAAACUGCUUCAAGUGAAAAGGAAGUCUAAACAGUUCCAGUCUAUAGGCAUAAUUUUGGAUUGCCAUUGGAUAUUCAGAGAACCAUAGUCCUUUUAAGAACCAAAGAAAUAAUCCCAGAGAUAAGCCUGUUAUUUUAAGUUACAAUUAAUUUAAAUAAAUAAGCAACCAGGACAGUAAUUGACAAUAUUUCUAAUGCAACCAUGAAUGUAUCUUCAAUAGGGCUUUGCCUGAAUGAUGUAGGACAAUGUUAUAUAUCCGCAUCUUGUAGAAUACAACAUCGAGCAGUAUACAGAGCAGCAACUUUUAAAGUUUAGUCUUGGUAGUGGAAGACUGCUGUGCUUUAUUAUGGAAGAAAUAUGAUACUCAACACUGUUAUAUUAGGGCUCCAAAUGUAAUUAAAGUGUGAUGGUCUAGUAACUUCUAGUUUAUGUGGUGUGCUGUUACUUGUGUUUCCAUCCCUUGGGAAAAAAUGAAAUUGGUAAUGGAAAUUCUAUAGUUACUAGGAAGUAUAAAAACAAAAGAUAAGUGUUAUACAGGUUGCACAUAGUGAAAUGUCCUCUAUAAAUACUGUUUUGCUUUUCAGGAGUAGGUAACACUAGUUCUUUUUCCAGAUGGUUAAAGGUGUGUGCAUAAAACAUACCAAAAUAAUCAGGCAAAUAUCUUGUGUGAACUGCAUGGGGAAGGGAAACAGUUACAGGUAUUGUCAGAAAUUAGUUGUAUGGAUGUUGCAGUCUUUUUGCACUGAUGCCCAGCCACAGGUAUCACCAGAGUGAUUUUCUCAUGAAUGCAAAAGCAUUCUGCUGGCUCACUGGUCUUCUGUGGCCAACUCUGUUCAGUAACACCAGCAGGCAAUGCUUGUGCAACUUGCAACAGCAUGAAAAUUGUUUGCAUAAUAGCAUGAGAAACUGGAGACCUGGGCCCACACAUGGGUAUAUAUCUGCUGGGAUGGACUUUUAGCUCAGUCCACCAGUUAAUUUCAGCUGAGCAACUGCUUUUGGAACACAGUCUGUUCCCAGCUUUCGAUUUGAUGUGAUUUUGUUUUUCAGUCUUGAUAUCUUUGCCUCUUUUGUGUCAAGAGAUCUGAAACUGAUCCCAAGGUGUUCAUCUGCCCCUAAGAUAAUUUAUUGCUCCACAACUGUGAGGAAAACAACAUUAACAAAUGGCCAAUCUUGUGGAUUUUGGGAGUUGACAAAUAUGAGACUUUUGCUGUUUUGUUGUGUUGCUAGAGAAGUGGACAAAGUGUCCCGGCAUUCUGAUGGUAGCAGCUAUUUCAACAAAAGUUAACGUAAAGUAACCAGUUCGGGGUAGGGAUCUCUCCCUGGUCUCUCAUCUUGGAAUCUUUAGUUGAAGCUGCUACUGUUGCUAAAUAGAAACUGGUAAACACACUUGUCCUGUAUCCUGUCUGCAUCAAACAAAGUUGGUUGCAGCUACUCUGACAGUGGUGGCUUCGUUAGAGGACUGAUAGAUGUGGGAAGAGAUCUCUCUGUCUCAGAGUUCUGAAACAGGUGCCACCAUCGGUAAGAGGAGCACUUGGUCCUUUUCCCUUCCUGUGACCUCAGUGUUUGGUGCAGAGUUGAGCUGACAGCAGUAUGAGUGUGCCUUCACAAUGAGUACUAGGGAAGAGGAGAACAAAAGCCUUUAUAGCUCACUGGCUAAAUAUGCACUACAACCUGGUGUAGCACAAGGCUUCAUUUUCUGCCCUUUCCUGGCUACCCAUGUAAAAAGAUGGAGUUCAGAUAGAGAGAGGGGCACUGACAAGGAAAAGCACCUGCCAGUUUCUGAUGCUCUUGGGCUAGUUUAAAUAAAGUCACAUUUCACUUUGUGCAGAUUUUGUCAGAUUCUUUCAGUUGACAGCUUUUUAUUUAGAUUCCACUAACACUGUAUAUUGCUCAAGAGAUUUUCUGUCUUCUGUUAAGAACCCUUUGAGCAUGUAAACAUUCGCUGUAACAUUUCAAAUAGAACACAAUCAGUGUUUGAGACUAAACGUCAGCUAAGCUUAACUUCAACAGAAAGUUGUAGAAUACCAAAAAUCAAUGCAGGUGAUACUGCAGUGCAAGUCCACGUGACAUCAAUUUAUUGCUAGCUAAACCAAGCUAUUAGUUAAUCUUACAUAGAAUUCUUGACUGGUUCCAAAAUGCAUUUGAUAUUGCAGACUCUGCAAACUAAAAUUACGUAUGGCCAUGAUCAAGCUUACUUAUUAAUAAGUUGUUUGUGUCCAGCAAAGCCUGGUGUUUUAGCUUCACAGCAACUUUAUGAGGUAGAUUAGUUUGAGAACUUCACAGCUGAAAAGGAAUUUGAACUUACAUAGUUCACUUUGGCACUUGCAUAGUCAAACUAACCACCCAUGUGUAAGAAGGCAUCUGUCAGAACUGAGCAUCCUCAUUGGCCAUGAAACAUACUUGUGAAGGAGAAAGGGAAAAUGGGAUAGGGGAUGUGUGAAUGGAAUGGUUAGGAUCCUGAACAGAAGCAACCCACAGUGCAACAUUUCAUUGCAGGGCCCCACUUGUACACUUUUAUUACCAAUCUCAGUUCUCCGAGUGCUGAUCCAUCCGAGUGUGGGCCAUCCACCCACACAAAGGAGCUAUCAGUAGGCUUGGGGGAGCCACAAGAUUUGAAAAAGUGCAAAAAAUCUUUAGCGGGGGGAAACCACAAAACCAUUCCACAAGUAGUGAGGAUGCUCAGUGGUCCCACAAUGAUAAUUGACUAUUGGGGGGAGUGGCUAGAAUCCUGAAUGGCAGCACUCUACAGUGUAACAUUUUGUUAUGGAUCAACUUUUUCCGUACUGUGUUUAAAUAUGUGUAUGUGUGUGUGUGUGCGCGCGCGCGUGUGUGCUACUCUUCUUGGCAAAGAAAGGUGAAAAUGCAUGAGCAUUGCUAAAGUUAAGGAAGUGUUAAAGGCUGUCUAGUAAAUAAGAUUCUAUGGUAUGGUUAAAAAAGAUAGUGGUGUUAACCUUAAUAUGAAAACUACCAGCCUCCAAACUGUACAAAUAUGUGAAACUGAGCAGUCUAGUAGCAGUUACUUUGUGCAAGAAAGGCACUAGACCUCCUGCCUACAUUUUGUCAUUUUAACAUAUAUCACCCAAUUCACUUUCAAAAGGAAUUUGGAAAUGACAGUUCUUCAACAAUCUGUAAUUUUUAUUUUUUUAAUUUUUUUUAGAAAUACGUGAUAAAGCCAGCUGUGAAUAGUCAUGAACACUAGGUGGCAUACAUUUAAUAUGAUAACUUAAAUGCAACUAUAUGGCAAAACACUGGAGUACAACAUGAAAAUGAGGUGACAUGUAAUCUUUUCAAUAUGAUAGUGACAUGUGAGGAAAAAUGAGAAGAUGUUUAGACUAACGGUUCUCUUCUCAUUUCCGCCUUUAUGCUUUGUGAGAUCUAUACUUCCUCAAAAUAUUUUCCCCUGUGUAGCUGGCUUGGCUACAUGAAUAUUUGCUUUGAGCACUUGGAGUGGAGCUUUCCCAACAUGAAAGUUGGAUGGAACAAUUUCUGUUUGCUCAGUGCUCCAAGUUGGGGCAGCUAGUCAUAAAAACUGUCUGGAAAGCCAUUAACCCAUCUUUUUAUCCUGUGGCUGAUUUUCUUUAAAAAGAAACGAAAAAAUAUAAGAAAGUGGACUUUGCAUCAAUAAGGUGAAUUUGUGUAUUGUAAAUAUUAGUAUCUUUUGAAUGCUGAUAUUCAUUAAUUUUUAACUUUGAGAGUAAUAGUAAAAGUUAAAAAUAACCUCUGACAGUCACUGAUAAAUCUCAGAUGAAACAGUCUUUAGCUAAGGACCAAAUUGAUACAGAACUUUUACUAAAUCAUAUUGUUAAACACCCAAAACAAGCCUCAUGACAGCAUCAUUUCAGAUAUUUACCUGCCUCCUGUGAAUUUGGUUACAUAGACCUUAGAAAUAGACAUUCAAAUCUAUAAUGGAUAUGAAAAAUGAACCCUGGGAAAACCAAUGGUACUUUGGGGAAACUUUUAUACCUGUUAAAGGUUUGAUAACACUCACCCACAAGUAUGGGGCCACAUUGCUCGGAAUAGACCCAUGGAAAUGUAUGGCUAUGAUCAGCUUAGGUCAGUUAAUACUCUUACUAAGCCCCUUUCCAAUUUGCUUUAGCCUUCCAGAGCAGAUUUCUGGUUAAGGGUUAGGAAAGAGGGGCUGCAAGAGAGGGGAAUUUGCUGAAAAAUGCUUCUUCCCCAUUCUGCCAAGCCCUGUAUGAUAGCCCACAAGAAUAAAGUGUACAUCCUAGAACACUCAGAAUCCUCAGCAACACGCAAGGGUUCCAUAGCAGGUAAGUUAAUGUGUCAAGUGUUUCAUGAAGUUAGAAAGUUUAAACCAUUGUCCUUGGAAAUUCAAAGACUAGGUAAUUAACACAACAGGCUUGGAAAGGGUCCCUCCCACCCCCCGCUGUUUGGUUUUUUAACAUGUUAACAGUAAUAUAAAUUGUGACCCUACUGGAUUCUCUUCUCCUUUUUGGGGGGGGGGGAGUAGUGUAUUGCAUCAUGGUCUCUAGAAGUUAUGCAUCUUUUAUUUUAUUUUUUACUAAUUUCAGUAGCUUGAAAACAACCAGGCUCUCAUCAUUAAUUUCCAGUUUCCAUUUUUAUUGUAACAAACCAUCCUCACUUGCUUAACGUCACUGUUAGUCUCAGUCAUUCCCCUGAAGUCACUGCAUCAUGGGAGAGAAGAAGCACAUGUAAGUUAUUGGACUAAGAUAGCCUUCUCCAACCUGGUGCCCUACUAUUGUUUCGGACUAUCAGCUCCAAUCUAUCGAGAACUAUAUUCGAGUUACAUGCUUUGGUGACCAGCUGUUGUUUGUCUUGUUGCUUUGUGUUGAGUUUAUGAUACAAGCUCUGUCUAAACUAUCUUACUUGCUCUUUUGUUAUUUGCAACAGCACCAAGCUGCAUGUCAUCCGGCUGUCUUCAGAACUAUAGACGAAAUUUUCAAGUAAGAUUACAUACAAUUUACGUGGAAGGAUUUUGCCUAUCCAUCCCAAAUCAGUAAACAAUAUAGAACUGCAUUAGAAUGUCCCAGCGUUCCCAUAUUUUAAAUAUGGUGCAUCUUGUGAUAGCAUUCACAAAAUUAUGAAGAAUUUCUUAAUAUCGAGAAUCUGAUCCACAGAACAACAUACGGAGCUCAGUUCCACUGCUGGCUAUUCAAGGCAAAGAAUUAAAUGCAAGAUGUUGUAUAACUGAUAGUAGAAAAACCAGCCUGUGCUUGAGGUACUUACAUACACAUUUUAUCAUAGCAGCCCCCACCCCAUGCAAGUCCAAGUAUAAUGGAAUCCAUUUUUGUUUAAUUGUUUGAUUCCACUACAUGCCACAAAGAUACUGGUUUUUGAAAUUUAUCUACCCAUGAAAACUAAAUAAGUUGUAGAAUUCAAAAGUGGCAAGGAAUAUUCAGGAAAAGAAAUUUGAAUGAUCUUGAGGGAAGUGGUUUUCUUUUACAAUUAUUUUCAUUUCAGAUAGUUUGAAGGGGUAUCAAAUCAAUAAUUAGCCUGUCUUUGAGUUCUGAACUUGAGAGGGAGCUUUAGGAGCAAAUCCCUGGCUAAAUAUGGACGUGCUAAAAAUGAACUCUUCCCCCACUCAACAAUUCAGAAAUCACUGAGCCAUUUACCCCUCCCUGUUUUGGAUUUGCUUGUGGUGUAACCCUCCAUCAGUUCUAGAGUUCUCUGCUGCCCAUUCCUCUCCUCUCCCUACUUUCUGGACAUACUAAGCUGCAGGAUGGGGAAAGAAACCUGUAGCAGCAAAGACUGGCAGCAGGAGAGCUUGUCCUAAGUUUCUCUUGUUUUUAUCUGCAGUUAGAACUUAUGAGAUGCUCAGAACCUCCAUUGUUGAUAGGAAUUUGGGGAAAUUCCUAAUUCCUUAGAAGGAAGAUUUUCAAAAACAAAACUAGUGUCCAGAGUUCUCCUUGUCGGUAGACACUGAGCAUGCAGGCACUACAGACUGGAAGCAUGGGAACUAAGGGUGAGCUCUCACCUUUGGAGACCAGGUGAGGAGAGGUAGCAGAGACAUCAGAUGAGUUCUUUCAAAGCUUCUGAUGAAUGUUGGAAGGUUGCCCAAGCUUUCUCCAAGUAAACUUGAAAAGAAUGAAUCACUUACAAAUCAAGAUGGGGGAACGAGAGCGGAAAUGUCCUAGUGCACACAAAUAAAUCAUAAUCCACAUACAAAAUGCCUAUUGCGCAUCAACAGUAUUAAUAUGACAGCAAAAACAGAUAUGCUGAAGAGUUGGGAGAAUGAGGAUUAGGGAAGAUGGAAACAUGUUUAACCAGAGCCAGGGGAUGAGCUCAGAGGUUUGAUGCCACCAAACAAUAGCUGUGCCAUUUCUUCCUUUCAUGUCCCUGCUUCCAGAGCAAACUCUAGUAUGAGAUUUAAUAUGUAAAAAACUGAGCAACUAGAUACUGUGUUUACAGUUGUAGCUGGAGGGUUUGCAGUUGCCAAAACAAGGUAAAACAAUUGUAGCUUGACAUUGGAUUUGUAAUAACAGCAAUUAUAUUGCAGAAUGGUAUUUGUAUGUUCAUUUAAAAAAAAGAAGAAGAAGCAAAGUGAAGUUAGUGUUUUUAUUUCCCAGGUUGCAUAAUAGCUAGAUAGGUUUAAGACCACAGCCCAAGGCAUGGGAAGAAUGCUCUCAUUUGUUUUUACCUUCUCUCAAUUAAUGGUUGCAUGAUUGGCACACUCAUAAUCUGACCUGUCAUACUUAAACUUUUUGCUGCUCAGGAAUGCACUGCUGGAAACUGAUGGAGCACCAGAAGUAAUGACCGUAAUGCAGGUAUUUACACAGUGCUUUGUUCAAGCAUACCACAAGAAUAAUAAGCAGGUUAGUUGAAUUCCAUUUUUCAUUAUUAUUUUUUUAAAUGAGAUGCUUCAAAAUGUAGUAUAAAAAACAAUUUUAGGUUGCAAAGUGCUAAAAGAAUACAAUGAGCAAAAUAAUGCCUUGCUGCUAUAGUAAAUGAACGCUAAGAUAAAUCUGAGGUGUCUUAAAUGGAAUCAAAUGUAAGAGGGUUUUUUAGGGGGAGGAGGCUUAAUCCACAAAUUAUUUUCACAGCAUUAAUUCACAAUUGUAGAUUAUAUACUUGUACAAGUUAUAAGAAACUGUCCAUUUGACAAAACUAUGCUUUUUAUUUCUGUACUACAUCAUGAAUCUAGUGUGCCUUUCCGCCUCAUAGGGAUGUCUGCUAGUUAAUGAUCUCUCUUUUCUCACAAACACACACUCUCUCAACAAAUAUUAAUGAAUAAAUAUUCUAGAUUUACACCUAGAAAAACUGUAACAACUUGACCCUACUUCUUAACACCCUCAUGUAACGUCUGAUUCUUCCCUAUAGUUUUGUACCUGUAGUACCAUUGGGAUUACUUCAUUUUCCUUUAGGCGACCAAAGUAUCCAUACUUGGUAGUCUGAUGCUUUAGUUUGGGGCCACAUAAUCUUUUCAGGUUUUACUCCCAUAAAACUUUUCAGAGAACCAAAUACUGCAUUGUGACUUUUAAAUUUUAUUGGGGGAACUGUUAGUUAGUGAAAAGAUGGGUCUUACUGGAACUAGUACAGUAAUUGACUAAUUAGCAUUGUGAUUAAAUCUCUCUUUUAGUUUCAAAAGGUAUAAAUUAGAGUUGAAAUUGCAGCUGUCUCAGUUAAUAUGUACAGAUGCCACUCCCAUUAAUUUUAUGCAGCUUUAUUUCUAUGGCAGCAGCACAUUUUGCAGCCUCAGGGUGGCGGGGGCGACUGAGUGGAGAAUGUAAUCCAAGAUCCCACGCACCCUUCAAAUAGCUAGGAGCCAACUAUGCUGUAGAGGUUGUUUGUGUGCUUUGUUGUUAAGCUCUUUUUAAAACAUUAACUAGAUCUUCUAUAUGUUGUUUGCAUGAGAUUUCAUUUUCACUCUUUAUUAGAGAAGAGAAAUACUUGGCUGUGCUUGCAGGAGUGCUUGCAGCUUUUUAACUGGACAUGUCUUGAGUUCUGUACAAAUCUUUAAUGUAGAGGAUGACUGCAAAACAGUUAGAAUUUCUCUAAAUUUUUGUGUAUAUGGAUAUAAAAUAUAUGGACAACUUCUGCUGGAAACAAAAUGUUGUUUUGUUCAUUCAGCCUUGUGAGUACCACAUGCUAGUCUUGUAACCAUAUGCAAUUGUUGUGGGCAGAUAUGUUCAGGAAGUUCAGAUAGUAAUAUUACAGAAAAACUCACUCACAAAAAAUGCUACAAUGCUAGACUAUCUACAUGUGUGCUGCAUUCACACAUCUUGGUUAGCCAUAAACCAUAGUUUACUGUGCAUUUCUUUCCUUUCCUCCCAGCUCACUCUGGGAAGGAAACCAAGACAAACCAGGGAAGGUUUGCUUUUGGGUUACUGAUUGCAAAACAAAUAAUGAUCCCUGGAUCAAAUACAACUCUCAGCUUGGGAUCAUGGUUUUUUCCCUCUAGAUCACCCCUUACAACUCACCAGUUCUAUGUUGACAUGGAAAGGAUUUUUAAAAAGUUGGCUAGGAGGACUUUGAGCAAAGUUGUGAGGUUUGUGGCAUUGUAAGAAUGCAAUCUGUAGGGUUCAUUUCCUUCAAUAUGAAUAGCAUGUUUUGUGCUGUAUUUGCAUAUUUUCUGAUGGGGCAAGUUUUAAGAACUAGUCCAUAAGUGAUACUUGUAUUGACUUUCUUUUAGCUUAAGUUUCCACUGAAGGCCUACUUUCCUAAUAAUCCUCAUUCACUUGUGAUGGCUUUCCUUAAACAUCCCUCAGGUAAGAUCAGCUAUGAAGUGCUUUCCAUAUUACCAGCUGUGUUUAUUUUUGAGAUUGAUGUACUGUAUUACAAAUCCUCUAGUUUCUUAAGAAUUUUCUCUAAUACAAAAUAGUGCAUAUUUUGGUUUUCACUUCAAAUGGCUCCUAUUAAUAUUUAUCUUUUAGACUUGCCAGCUACUGGUUUGCAUCAACACUUGACCCACAUUGCAGAAAUGCUCAAAGCAGCAGUAGAAGCCAAGUGCACUGGGUAAGCAACAGUAGCAAUGGUUUCUUUUUUGGCUUUUUCCCUUUUUCUUUUAUUUUGGGAAUGCCAUUGGCUUGGGAUAGCUUGAUGGUUUAAAUUUCAUUCCCUUUAGUUUUGAUUUAUUACUGGAUUGGUUUAAAAAACAACAAGGCAAGCUUGAAAUUAAACAAAUGGGAAGACAUUAGUAGCCCAGACCAUUCAUAUAUUGCUGUCUUAGAGCACUCUUGUCUACAAGGGCUUCCCAUUUAGUUCAGUGGGGUAGCAUCUUCUGUGCUCAAAAAUACAGCAGGUGGAGCUGUCUGUUUGCAUGGAACCGUGAGUGGGGAACCCUUUUCAGCCUGAGAACUGCAUUCCCUGGUGGCUAAUCUUUUGGGUAGCGGGUGAGGCCAAAACAAAAUGAGUUUAGCCAAAGCAGGAAUGGGAGGUUUGCAUCAUAAUCUCUCAUUGCUGCAAGCCAGAUUUUCUUGAGUGUAAUGACAGCAAGAUUGGGCUCAGAAGGUGAGCAAAAUCCUUGACCAGGAUCAUAUGGGAAGGAAAUGAUUCCUGAGAUAUGCUGUUCCCUAGUGAUGAUUUUUCAAUUGCUCAUUUUUCCAGUUCUCAGUUUGCUGCAUUUUUGUAUUGGUUUCUGGUUUGUGGGGGUGGGGGGUUAAAGAUGUCCUCAUGAAAUUUUGUCGUCUUUUAGUGUGCAUUUCUCUUAAAACACUUUCCCCCUCCAAGCAAAUUCCCCUACAAUACUGCAUUUCUGCAUGUUGUUUUCACUAAUAUAUUCACUAUCAUGUAUACUUUCACCUAAUAUGUGUAUGUUUAUAUACUCUUAUUUGGUUGGGGAUCUGCAUUGCUUUUAAGCAGUAUUUCAGUUUGCAUAUUUCAGAAAGUGCAAAUUGGGCAAGUUUGAAUUAAAAUAUGAAGCAAAUUAAAUUUGGAGUCUUAAAGAUAAAAGCUAACACCUUGAAUUGAGUCCAGAUACAAAGUGAAAGUUAGUGAAACUAAACUAGCGUAACUGGAAGUGAUUUGGACACAAACUACCAUGGUCAAGUCAGCCUUCUCUAGGAAAUGGUGGUGUUUGUGAACCAGAGUUGGUAAAAAGCAUUUCUGGCUACUGUUGUCUGUACUGUACAUAUAAGCAGCAACAGGUCCAGAAAUACCACAACUCUAUGAACCGGGUGCUUCUGGGCAGUGCACUGCUGACCAGCAGUGGAGUUCCAGGGUUUCAGGAAGGAGUCACUUCAAGUCUAACCUGGAAAUUCCAGGAAUUGAAUUUGGGACUUUCUAUAUGCGUAGGGACGCGCUGUGGGUGGCGCUGUGGGUAAAAGCCUCAGCGCCUAGGGCUUGCCGAUCGAAAGGUCGGCGGUUCGAAUCCCCGCGGCGGGGUGCGCUCCCGUUGCUCGGUCCCAGCACCUGCCAACCUAGCAGUUCGAAAGCACCCCCGGGUGCAAGUAGAUAAAUAGGGACCGCUUACUGGCGGGAAGGUAAACGGCGUUUCCGUGUGCUGCGCUGGCUCGCCAGAUGCAGCUUGUCACGCUGGCCACGUGACCCGGAAGUGUCUCCGGACAGCGCUGGCCCCCGGCAUCUUGAGUCAGAUGGGCGCACAACCCUAGAGUCUGUCAAGACUGGCCCGUACGGGCAGGGGUACCUUUACCUUUACCUUAUAUGCGUAGCACAUGGUCCACCACUGAGCUAUGGCCCUUGCACAGUUAUGUUGUCUAUAUUUUUUAUGUCAAGAGUUGUUGUGUUAUGUCAGGUUUUAUCUUUUGCUUUGCUUUGGAUGGAUAGUUGAUCUGAAAACUGGCCUAAAAUAUUUAAAAUAAAAUACAUAUAAAUAAAUAACUAUGGCCGGCUCCUCAAACACUAUACAGUGGUACCUCGGGUUACAAACACUUCAGGUUACAGACUCCGCUAACCCGGAAGUAGUACCUCAGGUUAAGAACUUUGCCCCAGGAUGAGAACAGAAAUUGUGCGCCGGCGAUGCACUGGCAGCGGGAGGCCCCAUUAGCUAAAGUGGUACCACAGGUUAAGAACGGUUUCAGCUUAAGAACGGACCUCAGGAAUUAGGUUCGUAACCAGAGGUACCACUGUAAUCUCGUAACAGAAAUGAGAAACAAAAGUUUGUGUUUCAUUUGCAUGUAAAAGUUGUUCAAGGCAGAAGAGUUUUCAAAGUGCAGUUUUAAGAAAAAUUUGUGAGCUAUCUUUUUUAUUAUUUAAGUGCAUAUUGGAAAUUAAUUGCUAGAUACCUCUCUGCUGAAGGAAUUACUUUUCCUGUUAUGAAAUAUUAUUAUUGUACUGCCAUGGAUUGCCUUGCCUCAUGUGCAGAUAAGACUGCACAGGUUCCAAAUGAGCACCUCUUGGGAAUCUAUGAUGAAAUUUAAAAUUAUAAUUAAUGGAAAAACUGAAAUACAUUUUGUGCUAUUCCAGAUAUUGUGGAGACCUCUUUGAGAACUGGUUUUUGUUUGUUCAUUUUGGAGAAUGGGCUGAUAUCGCAGCAGAGCAGUUGUUGUCACAAGUGGAAUCCUCAGAUGCUUUGUUGUGGCUUUUGGCAUUUUACUAUUAUCCAGGUGAAGAGAAUCGGCGGAGAACUCAAACAAUGGUGGGUAGUUCUAUCUAUGCGUGUGAGAAUUCAGUAAUCGCCCAUAUGUCUGAAAUGUGAGGCAUUGGUGUAGAAGAAAUAUUUUGCCACAGUUGUUAUUUAAGCCAAGGCUGUAAAGGCUGUAAUUGAAAUUCAGUGAUGAUCGCAAACCCCACUUUCUGCAGGGAUUGGCUCCAUUCAGGAGCUUGGAAAGUGGGCCUUGCCUCUGGCAGGAAAUGUAAAAGGCACUGAAUGCAACACAGUUUUGCCAAGGAAUAAUUGGGAGUGCAUUUGCAGUCAUGGCUUUGCCUGCCCUAUACCUGAUUUCAUAUGACAUCAGGCAGCUGUGACUUAGAGAAAAUGGCCUUUUGGGCCAAAUUAGGACCCCUAGCAGACCUAAUUUGGCCCGUGGCCCAGAUGUCCCCUGUUCCUGGUUUAAGCUUAGAGAUUCUUUCUAAGGAUCUUCCAUUCAUUAAAAUUUCCAGUCACAAGACUUUCUAUUAAGUCUGUUGCUGGCCACAGCAACUCUGCUGUAUCAGUAGUGGAAAAUAACAACAGCUCUGAGGAUUAGACUAUUAGUAGGGCAGGUGAAUAAAAUGCUAGCUGUCCAUUUAGCAUUUAUAAUGUAAUAAUCUCUAUUCAGCUAGCCUUCUACACUGCCAGUUGCCACUCUUGAAUCAUUCACUAGUAAAAUUGUAUAGCUCUUGGCAGUCUCACAGUAUGAUCACGUUAAAACUUUGUGUGGUGGUAACGAGACAGUUCUUCCAUUAUCACCAAUAGCAGUGACAUUAGGUUAACCUUUCCUGUCUAAUAUACCUUUAGAAAUCAUAGUGAUCUUGUGACAAAGGAGCUGCAGGCAUCCUGACUUACCGCCAAGUACCCUUUUCAUAUAAAGACAUGGGAGCUAUUAUUCAGUUAGCCAAUUAGUUGAUUUCUAUCCUGACUUUUUAUCCAGAAAGCUCUCUAAAAUAAUUUAAGUUAAAAAUAAAUGAAACACAAUUAUGUUGGGCUAUUUCUUCCCCUUCCCAACAGCUGGCAUUGUUCUAGGGUAAUGUACACUCUUCGCAUUAGUCCAUUAUGGAUGUUUCCAUCAACUUUAUCCCAUGGCAUUCCUUUGAAUUCUGGCAACUGGGCGGUCUGUUGCCUGACUGUGCACUAUGUGCUCACUGCCCAAAGGCAAAGAGGGACAGAACCAAGGGCUGCUGCAGCUGUGACUCAGGUGACCUGCUAAGUGAUAGCAGUUAUAUGUUCCAUGUUAGUAUGUGUGCUUAUUAAUACCUCUACGUGCCUCUUGUGUUUUGCACAAGUAAGAGUGUACACAGUAAGUUUUCUGUACAUUAAUGGCCUCCCUGAAGUUAAGGGAAUAGUUCUGCUUCUAAUGGUAGUGACAGUAGUAGUAAAAAAUGCAGUGACACUAGAAUGCAGUCUUCUCUUGAUGCAAAAUUGCACUACAGAGGGGAGCCUGGCACCUUCAUUAUGGGCACCACAAAAUAAUAGUAACCUCUGGAAAUUUUAAUUGUCACUUCCUUUACUUACAGAGUCUUCUUUCAUUAAAAUGCUUCCAGGGGUUAGUUCUGUUUACACCUUUUAAUUUCUUUAACCGCUCAUGCCCUAACUUGACCCUUUCCAGUAAAUCUCUCUCCUCCCACACUCCUUUUUCUUCAGUUGCAAAACUGAAAUUAAGGAUAAAAAAGAAAAAAAUUCCUUAAGCAUGUGGUUUUGCAGCCGUUUCCACAGAGAGGAAAAUUUUAACCCCUGAGUAGGCAAAAUAAAAAGAGUGAAACUGCAGUCAUUAUAUACAUGUUGUGGGGGCACCAGAAGUUACAUUAAUGUUGAAAUCAAUUUAUGUAUAAUUACAGAAUGGAAAUAGACCUGUAGAUUUUCUGAGACCAGGGAGGGAUUCUGGAGGAGUGGUUUUAGCACUGCCUCCUUCAAGCUGGCAGGGACCACCCCAUAUUGCAAGGAGGCAUUAAUCUGGCCCAGUCUACUUUGUUACCUUCCCUGCCACUAGUCCUCACCAGUGUUCAAUUUCAUUCGACCAAAGUUUUCCUCCACUUGUGUUUAAACUGUCUCCCAACUUGUUUCCUCAUCCUAAGCUCUGGGGUAUACCAGGAGGCUAAAUGGGUUCCAUGAAGUGAGAGAAAGACGCUCAGGGGUGAUCAUCUCAAUGGCUUGAGCUAUUUGGAUGUCCCAGCCAGGGCUUUGACAGAAGCACCAGCCAUAUCAGCCAGAAAAUCCCCUAUAGCUGUCUGGAAACCCAUUGGACCCAUUAGCCUAUGAUGGCGGCCCAUCCUAAUAGGUCCCCCACCACUGCAGAGGGGAGAAGGUGCUGAAAGCCUAAAUCUGACCAUGACAAGGGGCGAUGUCAAUAUCCCCCACUUUCAGAUUGCCCUCUUCCUGCCCAGUUAAGAAAUCAAGGUCCAGAAUGCAGCCUGUCGCAUUCGUUGGGCCAAUGACAUAGACAUUUUUAAAUCAGGAAGCAUAUUUAUAAAUGUUAACAGAGGGGGAAAGACACAAUACGGAAAUAAAUUGCUUAAAACUAGUGCGCUUAGGGUUGCCAGGAAGGAGAUAUUUUCCAUUUCCUGCCAUGCCUUUUAUGUAGCAAAUAUUUUUAGGUAAUACUUCUUAGGAUCUAGCCAAUAAUUUCCUUUAAUGCACAGACUCUCAAAUCCUGCCUCUGUUUUGGCUCCAGAAGCUGUUUGUUCUGGCUGCUCCAAGAGGGGAAGGUGUGGGGGGGGGAUGUAUUUUAAACAAUACUAGAAGGAAACCAACCCCCCCCCCCGGAUUCAUAUUAGAUUUUUUUUAUCAGACGAAGUCAGAUUGCAUGGGGAUUAAUUGAUUUGUAGCUGCUGUAUUGUCAUGAGCUCUCAAAGAGCCUUCUGUUCUUUUCCCCACAAUAGAACAACCAAACUUCAUUCCACUUUGUGACUUUCACCAUUUCCGUUUACCAAAAAAAGAGAGAGGUCAAACCCUGUAUCAUGGUCCUUGGUACUUAGUUUUUCAAGACUACCAAAAGCGGGGAGUUUCUAGUUCUUUUGAAAUCUUCAUUCUGCUCUUUGUGGUCCAGAAAGUAAAGGAUGCAGAAUCUCUCCCUCUGUGACCCUCCGUCACUGGCCCAGGAAUCAGUUAUGUGCUUUUCUGCAAAUCUCAAGAAAACAAAUGUUUAUCUUUCACCUUGCAAACUUUGAUUCCUUGCAAUGCUUCUCAACAGGUGGAAGCAAGAUCUGUAUGUGACCAUCUGACUGCCCUGUUCAGAAUUCCAACUAUUUCUGUCACAGAUCUGCAGACUGCAGUUAGCAGCGGAACAAAACAAAACAAAUCAAGUAGCAACCUGGUAGUUACACACCUGAUUAUCAGCUUUCUGCUGUUUACUCCUACUGGAUACACAGUAGCCAAAGAAUUUAUUACCCAUGUAAGUAUUUUUCUUCAUUUUUUUACUGAUAGCAAGAUACCUAACAGUGUGAACAAAUAAAAAUUCUGCAGAAUGUCCAUUGUGAACAAGGAAGCCCCUGCUUGUGCCUUAGUUGUGUGUGCACUCAUCACAGCCUCUGUGUCACAUGGUGGAGCAAACCAAAAGGGGGUGUGUACCAUUUUCCUACACCUGGAUUAAAGUUAUGGUGGGGAGAAUUCUGGUUUGAUGAUGAUUAUGAUUAUUUUCCCCAGCCACUCUGGCCAGCUCACAGCAUAUAUCGGAACAUGCUAAAACAUCAAACAUUCAGAUGUCUUCUAAAAGUCCGAUAGUUGUUUAUUUCAUUGACAUCUGAAGGGUGUUCCACCACCAAGAAGGCCCUCUGCCUGGUUCCCUGUAACUACGCUUUUCACAGCAAGGGAACCAGCAGAACACUUUCGGAGAUGGACCUCAAUGUCCGGGCUGACUGAUGGGGGUGGAGAUGCUCCUUCGGGUAUACUGGGCCGAGGCUGUUUCAGGUUCAAAACCGUUGAACUCAGAAAAUUUAGAGUGCUCCUAAAAAUAUUUUUAAAUACCGUAUUUUUCGCCCCAUAGGACGCACUUUUUCCCCUCCAAAAAUGAAGGGGAAAUGUGUGUGCGUCCUAUGGGGCGAAUGCAGGCUUUCGCUGAAGCCUGGAGAGCGAGAGGCAUCGGUGCGCACCGACCCCUCGCUCUCCAGGCUUCAGGAAGCUAUCCGCAAGCCUUGCAAGCCCGGCGGGAGUUCCUGCGGGCUCACAAGGCUUGCGGGCAGCAGCCUGCAGCCCCGGCGAGUGUCCACAAGCCUUGCACGCCCGGUGGGAGGUCCCGCCGAGCGCGCGAGGCUUGGGGUGGCAGCCUGUCGCCCGAAGCACGGGGAGCCCUCCGGAGGGCUCCCGUGCUCGGGCGAGUGUCCGCAAGCCUUGCGCGCCCGGCAGGAAGUCCCGCCGGGCGCUUGAGGCUUGGGGCGGCAGCCUGUCGCCCGAAUCACGGGGAGCCCUCCGGAGGGCUCCCCAUGCUUCGGGCGAGUGUCCACAAGCCUUGCACGCCCGGCGGGAGGUCCCACCGAGCGCGCGAGGCUUGGGGCGACAGCCUGUCGCCCGAAGCACAGGGAGCCCUCCAGAGGGUGCCCCGUGCUUCGGGCAGGUGUGCGCAAGGCUUGGGGCGGCAGCCGCGGCAGGGGGGGGAAAUAAAUUUUUUUUAUUCAUUUCCCCCCCCCCCCCAAAAAAUGAGGUGUGUCCUAUGGGCCGGUGCGCCCUAUAGGACGAAAAAUACGGUAUGUGUUGCGAACUGCAUUGUGGAACCCCCUCCUCUGUGAAGAGGAACUCGUUUCUAGUUUGAAUGCAGAACCGAGAAAAGAGUUAGGUCACCAUAUCACUUUAUUUUUAGAGGGUUAGAAAGUUGCUUUGCUGCCUGCCUUCUUGCAAGGCCCCAAAGGGUUUUUUUCUGAGAUGGGGGGCAGGGUGGAAAAGAGAUGGGGAUUAUUAUCCCUGUCAGUUCACUGACCCAUGUGCUGCUGAAGGUAGCGAGGUGAUGGUGCCUGCAAUGCUACAAUGGGCUUUUCUCCCAAGUUAUGUGUGGAAGUUAGAGAAGCACUGGGGAUGACUUCCCUAGUCACUUUUCUGCCUGUCUGUGUGCAGCUUGAAGACUGUUCUGUUCUGUUGUAAAACCCAAAGAGCUUUUUCUCUUCGUGCUGUAGAUUGGGAUGGUUUCCCUGGUUGUUUUUUCUUUGUCUUCUACAGUGUAAUUUUCUACUAAAUACUAGCAUUUCUACUUUCUCAAUUCUGUUGUUUUUUCUCCCUUUUCAGUUUGUAGUUGCAGGCAGUGAAAUCCCAGAAGUUACUGGUCUUCUAACUCGUCUUGCAAAUAGAGUCAGCCAACUUGGAAUGAAAUAUCAAAGGACUGUAAAGCUGGUGAAUGAUCUCCUCCUAAAACUAAAAUGUGGAUUUUAGUUUUCUUUGUGAUACUCAGCUUGGCCCAAUAGUCAGUCUAACUAAUCAGAACAGCCAGAUGGAGGAUGGAGAGAAGGUAGUUGGUCUUUUUGCUUCCUUAAAUAUGAAAGCGUUUUGUGUCUAUGUGUAUGUACAGUUGAAUGCUAAAGAUAAAAAUAUUGAUAUAGAAGUUGUGAGCAGUAUUAUAUCUGACCUUUCUCAAGUCACUCUCUGAUUUAAUAUGGUUGCAUCCUAAAAGGACCUUCUUCUAAUUAACUUUGUCCCAAAAGUCAUAAGGCUGAAAACAAAAUGUAAUUAUACUGGAGGGUUUUCCUUAUGUAGCUGAAUACCAGUAAAUUUGAAGUGAUAUUUGAGCAUGGAUUGGAUCAAUCUUUUUCUGUCUUUGCGUUGUGAGAGAACUUGUGAGAAAAGCUACAUGAUUAAUGGUGUCUUUCCAUACUCUGGGAGCUAAACAACUGUUUGUUUCUGAGACACUGAUUUGUAAAAUAUAAGCCCUAUCACAAGUGAUUGUUAAUGAUUCCUUUUGAAGUAAAUCCCUGUGUCAGAUUAGUGACCAAUCACCUUCUUAUAUUUCUUCUGAUUCCCCCCCCCCCCAAGGAAGCAGAUCUAUAUUUUGUUAAAAGGGCAUUAGUCAGCAAGUGUACUACGGCAAUGUGCACCACAGACCUUUCUAAACCACAGGCCGCCUUUGAGCAAUGCCAAGAAAAUACUUGUGCAGCUUAGAAAUGAAUUUUGUUUGAUUUUUCCUUCACAACAAGCCUCUUUACACCCUACCAGUCAAUUCGCAUAUUUAGAAGCACCAAGUCAUAAUGUUCCCAAGUUUGCAGUUUAAGAGUCUUCAGUGGGAAGAAAUCGUAGAUUGGUCUGGAAAUCCUUCACAUUUUUUAUUUACAGAAAGGACAUACUUCCCAGAAAGUACGCACUUAGAUGUUUACUCAUUUCUGAGUUCACUUGGCAAGCUUUCCAUUCAAGACUUGUCCCAAAGUGUGGAUAAUAAAACUCUUACACACACAUACUUCUUAAAAUAUGGAAUAUAUUGCAAUAAAACAUCUAGAAAAGGGAGUACUUCCUUCACCACUCCAACUAUGAUGUGGCUAUUUCAGAUGUUGGGUAUUUUGUCAGCAGACAUCUCCAUAUGCAAACCAGCCAGUACAACAGAGCUUUCCAAACUUGUGUGUCGUGACACAAUAGUGCAUCAGCUGCAGUGUGCAAGCAUGUCACAUGAACCCUCCCCACAGGGCUAGAAAGGGGUUAGUUUCACCUCCGGUUUGCUAGUAAAAGUGAAUUACCAUUUCAUGAAAUUAUG
This is a messenger RNA of Podarcis lilfordi (Lilford's wall lizard), 67839 nucleotides long. The record is from the annotation of a GenBank genome assembly. Lineage: Eukaryota; Metazoa; Chordata; Lepidosauria; Squamata; Lacertidae.